Podarcis lilfordi (Lilford's wall lizard) is the source of this 82335-nucleotide messenger RNA. The record is from the annotation of a GenBank genome assembly. Lineage: Eukaryota; Metazoa; Chordata; Lepidosauria; Squamata; Lacertidae.
GGGGAGGGGAGAAAGCGCGCGCGGGGAGGAGGAGGGGAGAGAGGCGCAAAAGGCACCCGCGCAAGGCCUCCCUCCCAUUGGCUGCGAUUCCCUUUGUGCGCCAGGCAGCUGCGAGCCUCAGCUCUCCAUUUGAAUGUAUACAGGGCACUGGGAAGGGACCAUUUCCAUGGGCCAUCUGUCUUACUCUAGCCCGCAGCAGCAGCAGCAGCACCAACCUCUCCAGAAACAGCAGACGCCAGCACUGCCAAAACCAUCACCAUCGCCACCGAAGAGGAGAAGGAGGAGGACCGCCGCCGCCGCCGCCACCACCACCAUCACCACCGAGGGAUAGUUGCAGCGCCAGGGGACCACAGCAGCUGGCCAAGAUGGUUUUGGUACACGUCGGCUAUCUUGUUCUUCCAGUGUUUGGCUCUGUACGAAACAGAGGUAUCUCUUUAUCUGUGCAUUUUCUGGUGGGGUUGGGGUUUGGGGGGAGGUGGAGGGGCGGCUGUAGGGAUGAGGAAAGAGCAACCCCCCCUUCCCUCCCCCCCAAAUGACCUGGAUGGUUUGGUGAUGGUUGUAAUGGAAGCCACUGGUCGUGUUGCCUUCUUACAUACAACUGGCAGAGAGGCAAAGGAGAAGAGGUGUGUGUGUGUGUGAGUGUGUGAAAGUGGGGAGGGAGCUGGGGGGGUGGAGUGCAGAGCAAGUGUAAGGCAUUUGAGAAAGGGGGGUGGAUGAGGGGCAGGGGGAGGGCAUCAUCUCCUAGUGGUGUCGGGGGACCCGAGAAGCGCAAGGAAAGGGAGCAGUCUGUAAGGAAUCGGGGCGCGGGGGGGAGAUUAGAGAAAGAGAUGGAGAAGCGGUGGAAAGAAAGAGGAGCCGGAGGGGGCUAGGGGAUGAAAGAAGAGGCGAAAUUCGGGGGUGAGAGAGAGAGAGAGAGAGAGAGGGCACGAACUGGGAAGGGACGUAGGGGAUUGUGUGCGAGAGAGCGCAGGUGGGGAGAUACCCCAUUAGUAAGAAGGAAAAUGGACCAGGAUCGGAGAUGGCAGGGAGGGAAAUCUCUAAGUGGAUCGAAGCGUUUUGUUUUGAGAAACAGUCUUGCGUUAUUCUUUAGAGAUCUUGGGUUGUAUUUCAGAGCGAUCUCGCCUUUUAUGUAGAAUAAUGUAUAACCUACCCCCCACCAAUGUCCAGUUAACUCCAUUUUAUAUAUUCUGGCGAGCCCCUCCCCUUUUUUCUCCCUCCCCUUCCCACCUGACAAAUAUAGAUCCAUGCCUGCGAGGAGCACUAAACUGCCCCUUUCUAUAUAUGCAGAUUGUAGGGAACUUUACAUGGUGGUUGGUGUGGUUGGAAAUUGGAGGGUUUUACUUGAUGCCCAUAGGAUAUAAAUCCAGGAUCCAGGAUUUUUGGGGGCUUUUUUGGUGUGUGUGUAUGUGUGUAUUUUUAUUUUAUUAUUUUUUAAGUAAUUGUCUUAUAUGCGAUCCCAAGCCCCUAUAAAACGAAAUGCAAAUUAUGAGCUCAUGGCGAGGCCAGCUGGUCUCAUCCCUCGCUCUGCCUUCUGGUGAACUCUGUUCAGCCUCUUUUGUCUUCUCCUCCCCCCCACCAAAUAUACUUAUCCAGUGGAUUUUAAUCCUUUUUGAGGGGGUUCGGGAACCCUCCAACCCAGCCCUGCCCCCCUCUUUUUUGUGAGGUUUGACAUAGGUGUCUGUGCAUUCCCACCCCCCCACACCAAACACCCCACUUUUCUUAUGACAUUUGAACAGUUUCUAAUACCAAGCCCUGAAAUAUCCAGCCCUGUCCAUUCACAGAGCAGUGUGUCUUUUGAUCUGAGAUGCACCCCGGUUGCCUAGACCGAAAUCCAAAUUAACAGCAAUUAUUUUCCAUCUCUGGAUUUGAAUUUAAUAUGGGAUGUGUAUAUGGCCAUUGCACAUUUCCUACAAGCUCUCCUUUCCCCUCCCAUUCCUAUAUAGCCGCCACGGACAACGGUUUUGAAUCCUCUGCUUCCUUUUUCUUCCUUUUUUUUUUUGGAACAAUUUGUCCUCCUCCAUUCCAUGUAUUUUCUUUCAAUCAAAUUGAAGAUGCAUUUAGAUGUCAUGGCUGAUUGCUUCCCCGCACCCCCUUUCUCUAAGAGCCAUUCUUGCCUCAACUAUAUAAUCUCCUUUUUCCACCAUGCCUGCCUCCUCCCCUUCUGUGGCUCAUGGCUGAUCGAAACCCUAGGAUAGAACAACGGCAACAAAAUCUCUCAGUUUAAUUAAAGCGACUAAAUAAUAUAGCCCGUUUUCCUGGUAAGCCAAGGCAUUCUGCUCAUAUCCGCUAAGAUGCGAUCCAUCAGUGAGGUGUGGACAGUUAAUAGAAACACCCCCCCAUAAGAAAAAGAGUCUAAGACCCUAAGGCGAGACUCCUGCCAUUGUGCUCCUGAGACCUAUGGGUUUCAGUAGCGACCCCACCUGCCACCCAAAUCUCUUUGGGCUGCAUCAUUCUCAGGGCCAAAUCCUGAUCUCUGCAAAACACAGGUGAGGAGAUGGAGGGUGUAAAAAAAGUGGGCUUCCAAGACACCGGGUCGAAACAGGCAUCAGCAUCUGCCCCCCCCCCCAGCCUCGCACAUCCCUCAUUCUGCUGCUUUUGCCUUUCCUCCCCUUUGCCCCUCCCUCCCCGCCCCCCCCCACUGUACAUGUCUAUGUACAUAACAGCUUAGUUUCCGCACAUGGUGGCAUUUCUGUUUCCUUUAAUUGCAGCCUCUUCUGGUGUGGUGUUGGUGGUGGUGAUGAUGAUGAUGAUGAUGGGAUGACGACAUUUUUUUUGCAUUGAUCCAAAUCUUUUUCUUUCUUUGUUUGUUUCCAAAUUUAUUUUGUUUCCUCAUCGUGUAGAUCAGUGAAUGGUCAACCUGCUGCCCCUUCCGUUGCCUUGUAGUUUUCUGCCUCUGCAUUUUAGCUCUAAUGUUGACACCCCCCACCCCCUUCUUUAACCAUUUCCUGUAUCCAUCUGAGGAACUGCACUGGCCUUUUAAGCUGAAGUAUCCUCUUUCGGUGGCGUUGCUGCAAAACCGGGGUGGGGGGGUUGUUGGCUGCUGGGAGGAGGAGCUUAUGAUAUUUUAAAGCCGGAAUGCUACCUCCCUCCCUCGCCUGCUCAGUUAUCCUUGCAUGACUUGAAAAUGCAAAGGAUUAUUUAUUUAUUUUAAAAGCAAAAGGAAAAAGAUAGAGAGAGAAGGCACUGUUUGAUCACUCCCCAAAAUUAUGCUUCUCUGCAAAAUAUGAUACUGAUGUAGCCAAGAGCUUCUUCCUCAACAAUUAUGGUUUCUUUAAAAAAUAAAUAAAGAGCCAGCAGGCUGUAAUUUCAAAUUCAGGUGUCAUCUGGGAGAAAGGGGGAAAAUUUGCUUGUGUUCUUACCCUCUGGGGAGAAGCACCAGGAACAAUAGAUUUCACCUCUCUUUGGGUCUCAUUGGCUUCCGAACACACCCACUGAGGAACUAAGGUUCUGGGUUAGGUGGUAUUUGCCCCUGCUAAAAACCACCCGAGACUUUCUGACAGAGGAUACUGAGGCUUAAAGCUGAAGUCUUAAACCACCAAUCUUCCUGUGAAAAGAAAAAGGAAAGAAAGAAUAUGGUAGACAGACUGUAUGCUCAAACCUGUUUCUCUUUAGCUGUCAUUGUAGUAGUCUAGAAGGGUGUGGGGGGGAAACAGGCCAUUUUCCAAUAUAGCUCUAGUUUUAUAACGCCAUUUUUGUAUCUUCAUCCUGUUUAGCUAAGUACAUUUGCACUGUAAAUUCCUGUUAAGUGGAUUCAUUUUGCUUCAGCUGGGUGGAGGACAAUUUCUUGGGGUUCUUUGCUCCCCUUGCCACCCAAAUCUCCGCCCUAACCUCUGUUCUUGUAUUCGAUCUUGGUUUCCCAGGCAAAUUGACUUUGGCUUUGAAUUUCUUACAAAAGAAAAAGAAACCCUUGCAAAUUAAACAAACAAACAAACACAACCCCCCCCCAAUCAUCUGCAAAAAAGGCUCUGCACCUUCUUUACUUUGGGAGCACGUCGUAAAUUACACAUAGAUACACUCUCACAGACCCGCACACCGCUCUCUCCUCACCCAAAUUCCUCCCUUCCCAACAGUUGACCUCCAUCCGUUGUUCCCUUUGCAAGCUGAACCCCAAUGAGCACCCACAAAACUCCCUAACAAAACCCGACGUGUCCCAUGUCUUUCUUGAACGUAACACAAAACAUUCCCCCAUACAUGCACCAUUUAAACACACACACACACAAACACUUCUAUUGGGUGGCAAUUUGGAUCCAAUCCUUCUCUUUUGGAACGGCCCAGGGGGGCGGGGAACCAAAACAUGCAAACUUAACGAAAAGGAGGAAAGAGAGAAGAAAAAACAAAAAACAGAGGAAAGUGGAAUGCUUGCUUAGCAAAAUGGUUUUCCAUUCAACAGGGAUAACAUUUCUCUCUGCUGUGCUGAAUUUUUUACUUCCUGUUCUUAUUUUGUGGGUAAAUUUUUUUCUGUAUUCAGAUAUCCUUUGGUUGUGUAUUUCUUCCACUUUUUUUCUUGUACUAAAACUUGAAGCAUGGUCUGUAUUUUUUUACAUUACCUAGUUUUUUCUGAUGUAAAAUCUCUCUCCGUAGAGACAUACCCUGCUGAAAUGUAAUGUGCAGUAGCUGAUACAUCUUAUUCAUUGUAUGCCGCUUCCGUUCUGUCGCCCUUCCACGGCAUGGUGGGCCCCUGUUGCCUUUUGUAUUGUGUGCAUGACAACAUUGUUACAACACAGUUCCACUAAUACUAAUAUACAAUCUCUCAAUAAAGAAACUAGUUUUCCUAUAUUAACCUAGUGUGCUUUUUCUAUUGCUGUCCCCCACCCCAUUUAUUGUUGUAUUCCUGCUGUUUUAGAUUAUUUCCCCCCUACCCUGCCCCCGCUUCUCCACCCCCACCUUCUCCCCCAUUUGAGUGAAUGGAUCUCUUUUUCUCUGUGCCACCAAUAUUGGGUUGGAGGGGGCGGAGUAGAGAGUAUGAAUGUUCUUUCUCCCAUAUCUACCUUCAAGCAUUCUAUAACCUGUGAAUACCAACUCUCUCUCUCUUUCUCUCUCUUUCUCUCUAGAUACACAUCCUAUAUUAUCUUUCCCCACCCUAGGUGGAGAUGACUCUCUAAUUGAGGUGCGCCAACCUUUUGCCAAGCUGCCCCCGUCCCCCGGCCAGGUGUCCCGAACAUCUGGAGGGUGCCAAGUUGGCAAAAGGCUGGUCCUCAGAGCGCCCAAGACGAAAAUGUAGAGAGGUAUGCAUAUAAAUUCACACACUGGUGAAAAGUCCAAAACUGUUAAAACGCAGGAGAAGCUUGCUAGCUACUGCGAAAUCCCAACAUGUACUGAACAUCACACCAGGUUGCUAAUCAGGGUGAACAGUGACACCAAAGUGGAUGGGGCUGGGGAGAGAGAGAAAAAAAGAUAUAUAUUGACAAAUAGCCACUGAUUUUUUUAAAAAAAGUAUCUCCUUCCUCUUCACGAGCCUUCCUUUUGAGUUUGAGGAUUCAUGUUCAUUCCUGUAAGUAAAAAACCUUUAGUUGUUGGUAGCUAAGGAUGACCUUGGGAAGACGGAGGGGUGGGAAUGGAAGUGGGGGGUGGACAGGUGUGGGUUGCAAAUGGAUCCCUUAAGACAUUAAAUUAUCCCCCUGGCCAUACGCCACUCACAGCCAAAGGUCCUUGCAAGACUCUGAAAGAAUAAGCACUAGAUAGACCUUUAAACUAUUACCUUGCCCAGGGCAAACCAAAGCGACCUACAACCAAACUAGAUACCCAUUCCACCUUCUUUCUCCCUCUGUUUAUCGAUGAACCAGCCUGUAGACAGCUGUCUUUGUGUGUGUGUUUCUGUGCGUGUGUACAUCCAUGCAACACAUACAUGUGCAGAGCAGGGGCCAAGGAACAUCCCCCUCCCCCCGAAAAAAACCUAUUUGCGGUUCAAUCUGAUUCAUGCCUACUUGGAAGUAAGCCCCGCCUGUUUCCAGCAGGGCUUACUCUCAGGUAAGUCUGUGCAAGAUUGCAGUCCUGGGGGAUUAUGCCCCAAACCAGCAGCCAUGGUGAAGAGGGCACCCUUAUGUAACACCUUGGUCCCGUCUUCCAUUGCCUACGUGCCGGGAGAGAACGAAGGGCUAGACUUUUGAAGGGCUAGACAAAAGAAAGUCGAACCUCAGUCUCCCCUAGACAAAACCAGGAAGGGGGGGGCGGGGAAGAGAAAGUAAAAGGUCGUUAGGUUCACCCCUCUCCCAUCGUCUUUCUUUCAGGUGGGGCGAAGAAUAAAUCCAGUUUGUGUUAAAACGUUCGAGACCACGCCAAUGGUCUUGGAGAGGGAGGGGUGGAGAAAGGAGAUUGAAAACCAAGUGGAGAAAAUAAGCGUCUUUGUAGGAGGUGUCCCAGUUUGGGGGUGCAUGGGGCCAAGCCCCUUUCCUGCUGGCUCCAUCCUUCCUGCUUCACGCGCCUUCCCCCAUGUAUAUCCUUAGUCAAUCGUUUGGCCAUUGCCUCCCUCCUUGUUUGACCAUACGCAAGACACAUCCGACAUAUUGCUUCUCCUCUCUCCCCCCCUCCUUCCGGACGUAGUGAAUGCUCUUUAGGCCUUUGUUCUUGACGCUGUCCUAAGCCAGGUCUGGCAGCUUAGCUGUUUGCUGUGACACACAUCCAUCUUAUUACCACACAUGUUUUUUUUAAUAUAUAAAAAAAACAAAACCAGAGCCAGGUUGUGCUAGCUUGCAUGGAAGAAAGAAAUAUCCCUAGGUGCAUGCUUUUUGCAAAGCCGUGUGUGUGUUUGUGUGUGUGUGUGUGUGUGUGUGUGGAUGAGGCUGGCCAUCCUUUAAUGAUGUGAUUUUUUUUUUAAUCCCUCCCCCUUCCUUCCCUUUCUCUCCCCCUUCUGCCUUUCUCCCCACCCUCCCACAAUAUAACCAUUUUGAUUUUCCUUUGGGGAAUGAGAAGCCAUAAACACAAGCCACCCACCUCGCCAGAGGUAUCUGGUUCCUGGCUCCGGCCAGAGGGAAAUAUAUGACUACGACAGCUAUUUCCCACCCCACGCUUCUCCCCACCCCACCCCACUCCUCGCUCGACUCCGGCUUUUGUUCAGAUAGCAGCAGUUUCGCUGCAUCAACAGAUAACCCUCCACCAGAUAUGGUCCUAGAGAUUAAUGCCCACGCAGAUCAAAACCGUUCCUUUGCUGCAGCUGGGGGAGAGUUUCAGUGCUCUUAAUAAGGCCGGGAAAGCGGCUCGGUUAAUAGGAAGUCAUGCUAAGUCAUUUGUCAUCUGAGUACCACGGCUGACCUAUCUCGCCAGAAGCACAUUCUUGGGAGAGCACAGGUGUAUCUCUGCCACAUCUCGCCAUUAAACAACCCGAGGCCUCCAUAGUUCACAUCAUUCAUUGAAAGCAUCUCCAACUGACCUCCCACAAGUCUUGGAUAUUCUGGUUUCCCCUCCCUCUUUUGUUUCGUUGACACUCAGUGUGAAAUGUCUUGACAAGCACAGACCUCUGCCCCUGCUGUGGGCAUGAAUAUUCACACCAUAUUAGGUUUUCUGGAGUCUAUCUAUCUAUCUGGGGCACCUUAACCUAGCCAGGUCCCACCAACACACACCUGAGGGUCUCCAGGAUGUACUAAGUGUGGUUGAUGAGGGAUAAUUCUGGAGGCAGAGCUGGUGGUAUUCCUUUGUCCAUGUGUUCAGUUCAAUGUGGAAGAACUUGGCACCCUGUGAUUUCGUUUUAAACAAGCAGACAUGUUGCUAGUUGAAGGUUGGAAAUGUGUGCGGGUCUGCCAGAUGUUCAGAAACUAACAGCGACAUUGUGCUAUGCAUGUUUGCUCUGGCUGCAAUCCUAUUGCCUACUUGGAAGGAAGUCCCAUAGAACUGAAUGGGACAUGUGUCUGAGAAGACAUGGAUAGGAUUGUACUGUUGGUCCCACUGCACACAAUGGACUUUACACGCAGGUAAGUGUGUCUAGAUCCCUGGAUCCGUAUCUCUGACUAUUCCUUGUCCCUACUGGCAAUUGAAGCCCAAUUCUAUGUGCUUUCCUUGCUUUUUGCUUCCUUAUUUUAAAGUCUCCUCAAACCUCCAUUUAGAACAAAUAAUGCAAUGUAAGCAAACCAAGGCCCGCCUAAUAACAAGCUGGCACGGUUGUUUUCCGAACAUGGGUUGUAGGAGUUGCCUUUUUAACAUAAUGCGAUUGUUGUUGUUGCUUUAAAAAAAAUAAAUCAUGUUGUCUGAGCACUCACAUUACCCUAGGCUGGGUUAAGUCUGACAGAUAUAGGGCACAUUGCGCAGGGAGCAUAGCCUUGUGAACACUGUCAAAAUGAGUCAGACCUCUGCAAACAGAAUUCUCAAGCAUCUUCAAUCCAGGUCAACGUACAGUGGCCACGUAAGGAUGGCCAGAAAAAAGGACAAAAGAGAGGACAGAUUUGCAUAAAAUUAGCAUUUGCUAAUUUGUGUGUGUGUACGCACUUUUGGGAAUGGUUACUGCAAUUCAAGUACAGUGUUACCUUGGUUCUCGAACAGCUUAGUUGACGAAUAAAUCGGCUCCCGAAUGCCGAAAACUUGGAAGUAAGUGUUCUGGUUUUUGAAUGCUUUUUGGAAGCUGAACAUUUGAUGUCGCUUCCGCCUGAGUUCAGGAAGCUCCUGCAGCCAAUCGGAAGCCGCGCCUUGGUUUUCGAACGGUUUGGGGGAGUUGAACGGAUUUCCAGAAUGGAUUAAGUUCGAGAACCAAGGUUCCACUGUAGAUAUAAAUGCAGGUUGACAUGGUGGCGAAGACAUUGACCCGGUGACCUGUGUCCCAGCUCAGUCUGCUAUCCAGUCGGUACAGCACGAGACUCUCUUUUUUGUGUGUGUUAUUAUUUUAUUUUAUUUUUUGGGAAAAGAUUUUAUUAUUAAAAUAAUUCAGCAUUAAUACACACAUAUUGCAAAUAUACAAGCAUACAAACAUACAUUUCAUACAAUCCUUAAAAAUGUUCAAACAUACCUACACUCAAUCCCACAGAUAAUUCCUUUUCACAUCACCAUCCACCACCCCUCACCCCACCUUUGUGUUAGACUUCCAAUCUACUCAGUUGCAAUUUCUUUCCACUUCUAUUACUUUCUUUCACACACCUUUAACCUGAUUUCAUGCUUCUUUUUCUGUUACACAUUGUUAUCCAUCUUAUUUAGUAUUUCAGUAUUUAAAACGGAACUUGUUUAUUCUAAUAGGAGUUCUGAUUUUUCAGUAUGGUUUUGCAAGUAUCCUUUAAACACCUUCCAGUCCCUGUCUAUCUUCUCUUUUGAGAUCCUUCCAAUUUCUCCCAUUGUUUUGGAUAUAUUGUAAUACCCCAAUAAUUUAGCAAGCCAAAGACUCAGCACAAGACUCUUAAUCUCUUAAUCUCAAGGUUGUGGGUUUGGGCCCCACUUCGAGCAAAAAGAUUCCUGCAUUGUUGCAGGGGGUUGGAAUAGAUGACCCUCAUGGUCCCUUCCAGUUCUACAAUUCUGUGUUGAGGGGCCACUUCAAGGUCUUUGAUAUCCCCACGUACCGCGUUCUUUGACUUGAAACCAGACUCGGACUGGGCAGGCCUUCAAAUAGAGAACUGUCUGUUGCAAAAUAGAAGAAAUGCCAUCCUAGGUUAACUGUGCAAAAGGGGCUCUAUUGCUGUGCCCUGAUUUCUUCCUUUCUUUUUUAAAAGGAAUAUAUGGGAUCUGUAGUGUGCCUUAUGUCACAUGCCAGCAGCUGGAGUGUUCUCUAAAAUGGGAGACUGAUCCUUUUCAAUGGAUAUUCUUGAUCAGGUCGAGGACCUGAAAAGUGGAUCUUGAGCAGAGAUGAAAUCCCCGUGCUUGGUCAUCUGAGGAACAGACCUGGAGCCCUCUUUGAUGAAGCAAUCCCAUGCGACGCCUACUUGGAAGUAAGCCCUACUGAGCUCAAUGGGACUUCACGGUGCAAUCCGAUCCAUGUCUACUCAGAGGUAAGUCCCACUGAGUUCAGCAAGGCUUACUCCCAGGUAAGUGUGUAUAGGAUUGUAACUGUAGGGACUUCUUCUUUUUCUUAGCAUUUCAAUCCCAAAUAGGGGCACUGGUUUUUAUUCUGCUCAGCGCUGUGUGCAGGGUUCCACUAGUGUACAAGCACAUCGCACAAAUGUGGCAUUUUAUAUUGGGUUCGGCAAGCACCACCACAAUGUGCAGCUGUUUCUUUUUGAAAAAGGAGUUGUUUCUAUCCCUUGAAAGGGCCAAGGAAGUUUUGCAAGCAUCUGGGCCAUGGGUAGGCAAACUAAGGCCCAGGGGCCGGAUCUGGCCCAAUCGCCUGCUAAAUCCGGCCCGCGGACGGUCCGGAAAUCAGCGUGUUUUUACAUGAGUACAACGUGUCCUUUUAUUUACAAUGCAUCUCUGGGUUAUUUGUGGGGCAUAGGAAUCCGUUCAUUAUUAUUUUUUCAAAAUAUAGUCCAGCCCCCCACAAGGUCUGAGGGACAGUGGACCGGCCCCCUGCUGAAAAAGUUUGCUGACCCCUGAUCUGGGCCAUCUCUGGUGAAAGCGCAGAGCUGGUAGUGUUUGUCAUCACAGCAGUGUGCAUAUCCUGCUUUGUCCUCCUCAAUGAUUACCAGAAAAAUAAUAACCAUUAUGCAAAUAUUAUGCCCGGUUGUAUAUAAACCAGGAGCUUUCCUUGAUGCAGAGAUUAGGUUUGCUCACUGUUCAGGGUGGUGGUUGUUUUCAUUUCUUGCUUUGCGUUAAAUUCACAUCUCCAAUGCACAUUCACCUCUGCCCUUGCAAACAAGAACCAGGACCACCAAAUCAGAGCUCCAUUGCCCCCUGAACCGAGAACUCCUGGUGUCAGUAGGGUGAUCUCAUUGUGGUCUUUGUGGGUGCUAUUUCUGUGGCAUCAAUCCAACAGACCUUCUUUGCAACCUGCUAUGACAAAUCAGGGAAAGGCAGGGCCGGCACUUCAAUAAGGCAGAAUGAGGUGGCUGCCUCAAGCCGGCAGAUAUUGGAUGCCAUGAAAUGGCAGCAAAUUUGGUUUGAUAUUGUAAUUUUACUGCUAGGGAGCGGGAGGGGUGCUUGUGGGAUUUCCUGCCUCAGGUGCCCAUAUAACUUGGGUGGCCUUGGAUAGUUUGACCUGUGGGGGAGGGACAAUUUUCUGCUCUGCCUCAGGCAGAAAAAGGUCCUGAGAGGUGCCGGAACUGAGUUCUGGGGAGUUCUAGCUGGAAAAAAGCCCUGUCCCAAAACGAUGCAUUCUGGGAAUGGUGGCAGUGACCAGAGUCGCAAGAGGCCAACUAGAGACCAGUGGACACAAGAUAUAUUGUAUUUCUUAAAUCAGGGGUAGGCAACCUAAGGCCCAAUCGCCUUCUAAAUCCAGCCCGUGGACGGUUCGUUAAUCAGCGUGUUUUUACAUGAGUAGAAUGUAUCCUUUCAUUUAAAAUGCAUCUCUGGGUUGUUUGUGGGGCAUAGGAAUUCGUUCAUUCCCCCACCAUAUAGUCCGGCCCACCACAUGGUCUGAGGGACAGUGGACCAGCCCACGGCUGAAAAAGGUUGCUGACCCCUGUCUUAAAUAAAUAUUCUUUUGAUUAAAGAAAAGAAGAAAAGAUAACAGGCACUCAUGUUUUUCUCCUACUAGGGGCUUUAGGAAGGAAGGUGGGUUUAUAGGGCUAAGCCCCCAUCCUCAGUCCAUCAUAUAGAUGUUAUCUGCAAAAAAAGAGACUGAGAUGCGUUAGCACAUUCUUAUUAUUAACUAUUAUUAUGACAUUUAUAAGGUAAAGGUAAAGGGUCCCCUGACCAUUAGGUCCAGUCAUGACCGAUUCUGGGGUUGCAGCGCUCAUCUCGCUUUAUUGGCUGAGGGAGCCGGCGUACAGCUUCCGGGUCAUGUGGGCAGCAUGACUAAGCCGCUUCUGGCGAACCAGAGCAGGGCACAGAAACACCGUUUACCUUCCCGCCGGAGCGGUACCUAUUUAUCUACUUGCACUGUGACGUGCUUUCGAACUGCUAGGUUAGUAGGAGCAGGGACUGAGCAACAGGAGCUCACCCCGUCGCGGGGAUUCAAACCGCUGACCUUCUAAUCGGCAAGCCCUAGGCUCUGUGGUUUAACCCACAGUGCCACCCGCAUCCCAUGACAUUUAUAUCCCACCUUUUUCUCUAAGGAUCUUAAGGUGGUGUACAAUGUUCUCCCUCUCCUCAUUUAAUCCACACAACAGACCUGUGCGGACCCUCAUUUAACAACCACAGCAGGUAGGUUAGACUGACAGACUGUGACUGACAGACAGUGAGCUUCAUGACCAAGCGGGGAUUCAAACCUUGGUCUGCUAGGUCCUUGCCUGACACUCCCUACUAUCACUGGCUAGUUUGGUCAAAAAUGGCCAGUUUGGUCCUAGAUGUGACAUUUGGGGCUAUAAACUGCCUUACAGUAAUGCUUUAGACCAUGGGUAGGCAAACUAAGGCUCAUGGACUGGAUCCGGCCCAAUUGCCUUCUAAAUCCAGCCCACAGACAGUCCGGGAAUCGGCGUGUUUUUACAUGAGUAGAAUGUGUGCUUUUAUUUAAAAUGCAUCUCUGGGUUAUUUGUGGGGCAUAGGAAUUCGUUCAUUUCCCCCCAAAAAAUAUAGUCCGGCCCCCCACAAGGUCUGAUGGACAGUGGACCGGCCCUCUGCCAGAAAAGUUUGCUGACCCCUGCUUUAGGCACCUGCUCCUAAUGGAUCUCUGGCCGUGAGGGGCCCUUUCCAUCGCUUCCUAACUGAACCUGAAGUAAAAUAAUAAUCUUGAGAUGUUCAGGAUUGCACCUGGCACCUUCUGCAUCUUGUCACUGCUGUGCCCUUCUUCUGAGCCCACCUGACGGGGGGGGGGGCGUUGCUGGAGCCAGGAUCAAAAGAGCAAUUGGAGUCCCACAACCAAGGAGUCCUCAAGUCCCAUCAGAGGUAGGGAGCGAUGGCAGCCUUGAAGAACUCAGGGGAGGGAAGCUCUCAGGGGAGAUUUGGCGUGGUUGAUUUGGCUGAGGACGUGACUGGGAUCAUAGCCAAGCCGUGCCGAUUCCCUGCAAAGCAAGGUGGGAGGCAAGUUUAAAGAAUCAGUGGUUGCUAGUGGCGAUGGCUGCGUUCUACCUCCAACUUUCAGAAUGCCUCUGAGUGCAAGUUUCUGGAAACACCAGGAAGGGAGAGGGCUGUUGCAGACUUUCCUAGCCCAAGGUCACCCAGUGAGUUUCGUGAUGGAGCGGGGAUUUGAAUUAUGGCUUCCCAAGUCCUAGUCUGACACUCUAACUAACCACUAUAUCAGACUGAAUCAGACAUCUGAUUAGCCACUGUGAAAACAGGAAGCUGGAGUAGAUGGGCUGUUGGCAUACUCGCCAAUAUUUCUCCGAUGAAAAUAGGGGUGUCCUAUUCAUGUGGGUGGCGCUGUGGUCUAAACCACAGAGCCUAGGGCUUGCAGAUCAGAAGGUCGGUGGUUCAAAUCCCCACGACGGGGUGAGCCCCCAUUGCUCGGUCCCUGCUCCUGCCAACCUAGCAGUUCGAAAGCACGUCAAAGUUCAAGUAGAUAAAUAGGUACCUCUCUGGAGGGAAGGUAAACGGCGUUUCUGUGCUCUGCUCUGGUUCGCCAGAAGCGGCUUAGUCAUGCUGGCCACAUGACCCGGAAGCUGUACGCCGGCUUCCUCGGUCAAUAAAGCAAGAUGAGCGCCGCAACCCCAGUUUCAGCCACGACUGGACCUAAUGGUCAGGGGUCCCUUUACCUUUACCUCUACUCUUAAAAAAAAAAGUUUUUAGGUGUCCUUGGAGGAGGAAAAAGUGAGUUAUAAAAGCGAUAAAUAAUUGUUAUUGGGGUAAAGUGGGGCUCCCCACAUCCAUGUAUGCUGCUCUGGCAGUGGGGCCAUCACCAGGGGCAGAGGAAGGGGGGGUGCGGUCCGCCCUGGGUGUCACCACUGAGGGGGAUGGCAAAAUGACAGGCAGCACUCACCGUGGGGCCUGCAGAGUGCCCGAGCCAUGGGUCUCUCCUGGGAGUGACACGGUGGCUUGGGCACCUGCAGGCUCCACGCUGCCCCAAAUGGUCUGCCCGCUGCCUCCCCCUCAGCUGUAGGGCGGCUGAGUGGGAGGAGGUAGGCAGACUCCUGCCCUGUCUGGCCCUGCCCUUGGGCACAGGGCAUGUGCGCUGCCCCUGGCGCCCGAUUGGCUUGCUCCACUGGCCAUCACUUCCGUUCUGGAAACAAAAACCCGAAAGACAUGUCCUCUGCCCCUCUCCACUGCCCCGCAGUCAGGCUACAGAAGCACAUCUCUGGUGCCCCGGGGCAGUGCCCUUCUUGUAAGCUUCUGGAGCCAUCUGGCCGGCUGCUGUUGGAACAAGACAACCUGCUAGCCUAGCGGCACCUCAGUGUCAUCCGGCAAAGCCAUCUUUAUUAUUCCAAUUGCGUCUCUGCGUUGGCUUCGAGACAGCAAUCCUCCAUAUCUUUUUAUAGCGUUUAACAAAUUCCAUUAAAACCAAUGGGGCUUAUUUGUAAGUAAAUGUGCUUAGAAUCAACCUGUUACGAUCGUCGCCAUCUCCUCUCUCCCUUUACGCCUUCUGUUUUAGAUUACUUUUGGGGCGGGCGGGGCAGAACGAUUUCGUGGGAAAGGGACUGCCGGGACUUCGGCAACGCUCACCUUCAGACGUUCUUGUUUCCAGCACAUGCAACAUGCCAUAAUCUCCGCCUGAAUCUUCCUAGAACCAUCUUGUGCACCUCCUUCCACAGUAUGGCAAACGACUAGCAUUAAAUUCUUUUGUGGAGGACGGGCGUUGGCUCUUCAACGCCGCCCUUGCACGACGGCGCUCCGUUUCAAAAUGGCAAAAUGCUUCGUGUCCACAGUGGAUUAUUGUCCACAGUGGAUGACAGCAGUAUCUCUUCAGGAUUUCUCUCUGCCAGGGACUGAACCAGAGACAUCAUCAUCAUCAUCAUCAUCAUCAUCAUCAUCAUAAUAAUAAUAGUUGGUCCCUUACCUUUCCCGCCCCGACCUGGCCACAGUGAUCCAUGCGACGGUCAUCUCCAGGCUUGACUACUGUAAUUUGCUCUAUGCGGGGCUGCCCUUGAAGCUGUCCCAGAAACUCCAGCGGGUGCAGAAUGCUGCAGCGAGGCUCCUCACGGGGUCUCUGCCAUGGGAGCAUAUUCACCCAGUGCUUUUCCAGCUGCACUGGCUCCCGGUGGAGUACAGGGUCAGAUUUAAGGUGCUGCUUUUGACCUUUAAAGCCCUUCACAGCCUAGGACCCUCAUACCUACGGGACUGCCUCUCCCGGUAUGCCCCACGGAGAGCCUCAAGGUCCAUAAAUAGCAACACCUUAGUGGUCCCAGGCCCUAAGGAAGUUAGAUUAGCUUCAACCAAAGCCAGGGCCUUUUCAACUCUGGCUCCGGUCUGGUGGAACGCUCUGCCUCAUGAGACCAGGGCCCUGCAGGAUCUGAUUUCUUUCCGCAGGGCCUGUAAGACAGAGUUGUUCCGCCUGCCCUUUGGCUUGGAGCCAAUUUGAUUCCCUCCCUCCCUCUCUUUCUUUUUUCUUUUCCUUCUCCUCCUGCGAUGAGGCUACAUUUUAAUAUUUUAAUGUUCCAUUAUUUUAAUGUUGUAUUUUAUUUUUGUUUUAAAGUUGUAAUCAUUCAUCUUGUUUUUAUUAUUGCUUGUAAGCCGCUCUGAGCCCGGCCUUGGCUGGGGAGGGCGGGGUAUAAAUAAAAAAAUAUUAUUAUUAUUAUUAUUAUUAUUAUUAUUACCCUGCCCAUCUGGCUGGGUUAUCCCAGCCACUCUGAGUGGCUCCCAACAGAAUAUUAAAAACACGGCAAAGCAUCAAACAUCAAAAACUUCCCUAAACAGGGCUGCCUUCAGAUGUCUUCUAAAAGUCACAGGUAGGUAGCCGUGUUGGUCUGCCGUAGUCGAAACAAAAUAAAAAAAAUCCUUCCAGUAACACCUUAGAGACCAACUAAGUUUGUUAUUGGUAUGAGCUUUCGUGUGCAUGCAAGACGUAUCUUAACCAUCUUCCACCAUUAGUCAUGCUUGCCAGGUGAGAGUUGGAUACUGAGCUCUUGGCACUUCAGGGCAAUUUAAUCUCUGAUUCUUUUCACAGCCCAGGGUGGCAGGGAUGCAAAUGAGGGCUGGAUCGUAGAAUUGUAGAGUUGGAAGGGACCCCAAAGGUCAUUUGGUGCAACCCCCUGAAUAUAUACAAUCCGUAUCAUCACAGAAUAGUGCCCUUCCCCAUGAAUAUGCUCAGCAACAUGUCAUUGAAGCAAUCCUAUACAUCAUUCUGCUUUAUUCGUUAUUCCGCUAUGCAUCCCCAAUGUUAUUGCAUUAUGUCAUCUGGAGGGACACUCUUGUCCAUCCCCACCCCCUCCAAAAAAACUUUUGCAAGCAGCAUUCAGCGUACGGGAUCACCUAUAACUGUCCUGAUACCAUUCGAGGUGGGCUGUAGGCUAGAGCAUGGAGACUUUGGGAAAGUGCCUUCCUCAUCCUCCUGCCUCCUUUCUCUGGCGCCCCCUACUGUUGGUCUCCUUGCCUCCUGCCCAACCAUAGGCAAUGGACACCAGGUGCCGCUGAGUAAAGGCUUUUAAGCCGUCUCUGCUAUGGGGAGUGAGAAGGAUGGACCUGGGGCUGCAAUCCUUUUACACACCUGCCUUGAGAAAUCUUGUGGAAAGCGGUUUUUGACUGGCAAAACACAACAUGCAGUCUGCUCAGCAGACAAUGACUAGGGGCCCAACCAGGCUACACUUUUAUUGCUGAAAGGAUGCAGCAACAUGCGAUGAAUACAUUAACAGUGUGUUUAUAUUGGGCAGUAAGCCUAUCUUCUCCAUUUCUCCUGUUUCCACAUUACGGGAUCCACACAAACUUAAUAAUAAUAAUAAUAAUAAUUUAUUUAUACCCCGCCCAUCUGGCUGGGUUUCCCCAGCCACUUUGGGCGGCUUCCAACAAAGUAUUAAAAUACAGUAGUCUGUAAAACAUUAAAAGCUUCCCUGAAGAGGGCUGCCUUCAGAUGUCUUCUGGAAGUCUGGUAGUUUUUCUUCUCUUUGACAUCUGGUGGGAGGGCGUUCCACAGGGCAGGUGCCACUACCGAGAAGGCCCUCUGCCUGGUUCCCUGUAACUUGGCUUCUCACAGUGAGGGAACCACCAGAAGGCCCUUGGAGCUGGACCUCAGUGUCUGGGCAGAACGAUGGGGGUGGAGACGCUCCUUCAGGUAUACUGGGACGAGGCCGUUUAGGGCUUUAAAGGUCAACAUCAACACUUUGAAUUGUGCUCAGAAACGUACUGGGAGCCAAUGUAGGUCUUUCAAGACUGAUGUUAUGUGGUCUCGGCGGCCGCUCCCAGUCACCAGUCUAGCUGCCGCAUUCUGGAUUAGUUGUAGUUUCCGGGUCACCUUCAAAGGUAACCCCACGUAGACGUGGAUGCACAAAACACUUUAAAAAGAAGAGAAAUCAAGGUUCCUUGCACUUCAGUCUGCUCUGGUCUCCCUCUUUCUUCCCAUCUAGGGCAGCCCUGCCCUCUGCCUGCCCCUCAGAGCUUCUGCGUCACACAGAGCCAACUGUAUCCUCUCUUCCUCUUCCAUACUCCAGCAGCCUCUAUAAUCUGCCCAAGGAAGGAGGCUGGCAGAAUUAGCCACAGAGAGGCAGCAGGAUGCUCCUUUGCAGCUGCCCCCAGUCAUCACUACUCAGUACAAACCCCAGCUCAUCUUCCCUCCAAUGCUUGGCAGCAGAGAGGCUGGUGGGGGAAACAGGGACAUUCCAGGAUCAAAUAAGAAGCUGGAAUGGUUUUUGUAAUUCCAGGACUAUCGCUGGAAAAUAGGGGCACUUGGAAGGCAUAAAAAGGUAAAGGUACCCCUGACCGUUAGGUCCAGUCACGGACGAAUCUGGGGUUGCGGCGCUCAUCUCGCUCUAUAGGCUGAGGGAGCCGGCGUUUGUUCGCAGACAGCUUCCAGGUCAUGUGGCCAGCAUGACUAAGCUGCCUCUGGCGAACCAGAGCAGCACACGGAAACACCGUUUACCUUCCUGCCGGAGCGGUACCUAUUAAUCUACUUGCACUUUGACGUGCUUUCGAACUGCUAGGUUGGCAGGAGCUGGGACUGAGCAACGAGAGCUCACCCCGUCGCAGGGAUUCGAACCGCUGACCUUCUGAUCGGCAAGCCCUAGGCUCUGUGGUUUAACCCACAGUGCCAUCUGCGUCCCUCAUCUUGGAAGGCAUAGUAGUGUAUUAAAAGCGCAAAUUGAAAACAAACAUAAAAAGUUCCAGGGUUUUUGCAGAAACCCCAUGGCGUGCACAGAUCAUGGCCAAAAGCAGUAGAACUUCCCAAGAAUGUUUGCAAGCACAUACAGAGAGAGUAUUGAAAAUGCCGUCGUGUAUAACUGGCCCGAUAGCAUCGUGAGAGCAAAUCAUGAUGGAAGCAUGAUUGAAAAGGAAGUCUGAAGACGGCCUCAAGGAGACUCAAAGGAGCUGAGCUCUUGCAAAGGCUUUCAGGGAAGAGUGAGUGGGAGGAGGCUCUGGGAGUGAGCACCUUCUGCAAUAAGAUCUGUCAACUCUGUGGGGAUGGGGUUCACUAGAUAUGCUAGCGGAGAGGCUGUUUGUAGAGUCACUCAUAUGUGCUGCUGGUUUGAUGAGCUCUGUCAGCAGGCAUCUGUUUCGGGGUGGAUAGAUUUUGACAAACUGCUUUCUUCUGCAAGAUCUAACACCCUGGAUUCUCUCAGUACUGUGCUUUUGAAAAAAGAACCUCUCUCCUUUCCUGGGUUGAACUUUCCAGGCUGAAUGUGGGGUGUCUUUGUGCACCAGGCUGCGUUUGCCACAUGCAGACCUGAGGCAGCAGCUUCUGGGCUGGAGUGGUGGCUAGAGAGUUUGAACCAAGGUCCUGAGUUUGAAUCCCUACCCUGAGUGACCCCGGGCAAGUCGCUACUUCUCAGCCUAGUUUUGCAAGUUCCACCUUCUCAGGUCCUGACGAGCCUGGCAAACUUUAAGUCACCCUUUGCAAAAAUAAAAAUAAAAAUGGAUAUUUAUAUUUGCAUGCCAUGACCGCCUUCAAAUGGCAAGCAUUGGAAAAAAAAUGCCCCUGUUUCAAGUUUAGGCAGAUAUUGUGUCACUUUUUUUCAAAGAGACCAGCUGGGAGAGGGAAAGGGAGAGGGGUUAAAUCCUGUUCCUUCUUUUGCAUCCCAAGCAGGGCAUCUGCUUUACAGCAAGCCUUGCAUUUGUUGUGUGACUGCACAGUGUGUGUGUGUGUGUGUGUGUGUGUGUGUGUGUGUGUGUGUGUGUGUGUGUGUGUGUGUGUGUGUGUGUGUGAGAGAGAGAGAGAGAGAGAGAGAGAGAGAGCAUGUAAGAUUUCAUUUUGUCUUCUGGUUCUGCUGGGACCCCACCAGAGACGGGAUAUGGAGGGAGAAAUCCAACUCAGUUCUCAUUUAAAGGCAGACUUGCUGAAUCUGCAGUUUCCCAAACAAUACAUGAACUGAUGCUUUAGGUGAGAUUCCUACAUUGCAGGGAGUUGGACUAGAUGACACUUGGGACCAUAGCUGUCAACGUUUCCCUUUUUGAAAGGGAAAUUCCCUUAUUCCGAAUAGGAUUCCUCGCAAGACAAGGGAAAAGUUGACAGCAGCUUGGGACCCUUGGGACCCUUCCAAUUCUACAAUUCUUGGAAUUUUUCAACACAGUUCUCCUCCCAAGUAACUUGUGCAAAAAUGCAAAAUAAUAAUAAUAAUAAUAAUAAUAAUAAUAAUAAUAUACUCCACCCAUCAGGCUGGGUCUCCCCAGCCACUCUAGGCGGCUUCCAACAAAAUAUUUAAAAUACAAUAAAACAUCAUACAUUUAAAAAAUCCCUAAACAGGGCUGCCUUCAGAUGUCUUCUAAUACAGUGGUACCUCUGGUUGCGAACGGGAUCCAUUCCGGAGGCCCAUUCGCAACGUGAAAAGCCCGCAACCUGAAGCGCCGUAUCUGUGCAGGUGCGUGGCAUGAUUUGGCACUUGUGUGCAUGUGCAAAGCGUGAUUUAGUGCUAGUGCGCAUGUGCGAGCGGCGAAACCCAGAGGUAACCCUUUCCGAUACUUCCGGGUCGCUGCGGGACGCAACCUGAAAAAAUGUACAUGAAGCAAAUGUAACAUGAGGUAUGACUGUGAUGAGUUAUUUCCUUGAUGUCGGAUGGGAGGGUGUUCCACAGAGCGGGUGCCACCACUGAGAAGGCCCUCUGCCUGGUCCCCUGUAACCUCACUUCCUGCAGUGAGGGAACUGGUGCUGGACCUCAGUGUCCGGGCAGAACGAUGGGGUUGGAGACACUCCUUCAGGUAUACUGGACCAAGGCCGUUUAGGGCUUUAAAGGUCAGGACCAACACUUUGAAUUGUGCUCGGAAACGUACUGGGAACCCUUGGAAGUCUUGGUGCCAGGUUUUGGAGAGCACUUGGGCAAGACGGGGGCCUCCUACCCCUGAGUAGAACCACCUCAUUCUCAUUGCUAUUGCUGCUGUCCGUCCAUUUGCCCUGUGGCCCUGAGCCCAAUGUGCACCGCUGCCCAGCGUUUCUCAAACUCGGGUCUCCCAACUGGUGUUGGACUACAAUUCCCGUCAUUCCUGACCAUUUAUCCUGCUAGCUAGGGAUGCUGGGCAUUGCAGUCUAACAACAGCUGGAGAUCCAAGUUUGAGAAACAAUGGGAGGGUCAGAGAGAGCUUAUGUAGUCUGUCGCUCCUCCUGCAACGCUUAGGAACUCAAGACACUGCCUUACUCCGAGUUAAGCCAUUGGUCUAUGUAGCUCAAUAUUGCCUACGCUGAGCAUGUGCUCAGCUUUGGUCCUUCAUCUCUUUGGAUGCAGCAGGUGAGCAGUCAUUGGCAGCAAGGAGAAAAGAAUAGCAGUAGGGGCUGCCCUACCAUUGGGCAGAGUGAGGCGGUUGCCUCAGGUGGCAAAUGCCGGGGGGCAGGUUGUGGAGAUCCAUAGUGAGCUGUUCAGAGGACAGAGCUGUGUGUCUCAUCACACAAUCGGCCGUACAGCCGCUAUGCUAGCCUUCUGUCUUCAGGCGCAGUGGGAAACAGGGCACUGGUGGGAAGGGAUGGAGGGCAUCAUCCUGUCCUCAGCCUGCAAAAUGUCUGGUGCUCUUGGGGCUGGUGGUGGGCGCCCUGCCAGAGCCUUUGUGCAAUGAUGUCAGCGGCUGGAGCCAUCCUUGUUAGAUAUCGGUCCUGGUUCGCCUUCAUUCUGGGCAGAGUCACGGCACGGUCGCCUUUCCGGCGACAUCUUCGUUAACUCCCGAUGACUUCCUCUGUGGAUCAUUAACUCUGAUGAAACAACAGGCAGCAUCUGCCUUUGCGCUCUUUCAUCUGAAGGACUGGGAAACUCCGCGGGAGUGAUGAUAUUAUUUCAAGUGCACACAGCCCUGGAGUGAUUGUUCUGCUGGUGGCUUGGAGGGUUCUCUUUCUUGUCCUCCUCUUCCUCCUCCUCCUUUGAAUUGUGCAUAGCGGUUAAAGGCUAAAUAAGGUAGCACAGAAAGCCCACGGGAUGCAUUUAAUUGCCACAGAUUUGUAAGGGAAUCUGAGCUGUAGUACUCACCGUCCAUAAGAAGGGGACGAUGGGAAUCAAGCGUUCACCUGGAGGCAGUGCUGAAAUAGCAGAACGGAGGAUGCAAUGAGCUGAGGGUGGUCAGUCUCAGUGUCUCAUUCUUUUUCAACCUUUUUCACCACAUUUCCACACUACGAUUUAUUUUUGGGGAAACUUACCAGCAAUUUAAUACGCAUUUCUCUCAAUAUUUCCCGCAUGAAAUCUUGCCCAGUGUGCACAUUUUUGCAAGCUGUUCCCCUUAAUGCAACACAUAUUCCAUUAACGUGUGCAUUUCACGUUCUCUCUCUUGUAGCGCAUGCAUUUCUGUGCAUAUGUUUUGUGGGCGAGGAUUGGAGAUCUGUAUCACAAAAAUGGCAUAAGAGAGCACAAAUUAGGAACGGGCUAGGUCUUCCACAUCUCUAUGAACUCUUGUCCCACCACCACAGUUAGCAAUCAGCAUGAAUGGGGUCCACACACGUGACGCCAGGUGACCCAUUUUUGCAUAGUGCUGCGGGUGUUGCAAUGAUGUCAGGUGAUUGGCAGGCGGGUGGCCACACCCACCUGUCAAACAUGGCCUGCGGGGUAGGGGAGAUAAGAACCCACCUUUCUGAUGGGAUCUGCUUCCCUACUUUUGGCCUAGAGCAGGGACGUCCAACUCCUAAGAGACAGCGAUCUACUCACAGAAUAAAAAACUGGCAGUGAUCUACCCCUUUUUUGGGAGUUCGGGUCAAAGUUGUUGUGCCUUUUUUUAGGGGGGUAUUUUGACCUUUUUUGGGGGGGAGUUCAGGUCAAAGUUGUUCAGCUUUGCUUAGGGAGAAAAGUCAAAGCUGUUGACCUUUUUUUAGAGGGGCACCUCAACAAUGUUGAGCUUUCAUUAGAGGGAAAAGGGAAAAGUCGCUCAACAAAAGAUUGAGCAGGAAACAAACAGCCUCACAGCGAAAACUCCAUCUUCCAUUCUAGCAAUCAGGUGCAAAUGGAGAAUGGUGUGAGGGGGUGGGGCUGUAUCCUCUUUUCCCCCCCGCAAAGGAAAAAGAACCUGCGAUAGACCCAAACCUCCCAGGGAUCAAUCAGUCGAUCGCUGUUGACCGGUUGGGCAUCCCUGGCCUAGAACAUCCAGCAUGCCAUGUCUCCAGUUUCUUGGGUCUGAGAGAGGUGGGGAGGUUAUUAUCCCCUGGAAGGCGCAUAUCUGCAGUUUGGGGGUGCUCCUGGAUUUGACACUGUCAUUGGAGGCUCAGGUGAUUUCAUGGCUAGGAGUUCCUUUUCCCAAGUCCAGCUUGACAGCCCCUGUUGAACAGAGAUGACUUGGCCACUGUCCUCUAUGCUUAUAUAAUAAGGGGUCUGAACACUCAUCCCCCACCACCACUUUCUGAACGCGGCCCAGGAGGAAGGAGCAGAACCACUGUAUGACAGUGCCCCCAGCUCCCAGUCCCUCUAGACGGUCCAGAAGGAUGUUAUGGUCAAUGGUAUCAAACACCGCUGAGAGAUCCAGCAGAACUAGGAAACAGCUCUCACCUUUGUCCCUAGCCAGCUGGAGAUCAUUGACCAGUGCGACCAAGGCAGUUUCAGUCCCAUGAUGAGGCCUUAUGUCCUUACAAUUUCAAUCUUGUAGUUUUAAACUGUUGUGACCCACACUCAGACCUUUUCAAAAAGCCUUUGCCUUGCACCUUCUUUACUGCCCCCCCUUUCCCCUAUUGUUAAAUCCACAUUAAAUCUCAGCCUUUAAUAAGCGCCUCUUAAACCCGUCCAUUAAUUCCUUUUUAAUAAGCCUUCCUUAGUCACCCCUUCCAAGGAUUCCUGGCAAGACAAUGGUGUCUCUUGGCUUCAGAAUGGGUUUCAAGGCUGUGCUUGCUGUGGCUGCUGGCUGGCCGGGUGGAGGGGUUCACAAAUUUGGCUCUUGGGAGGGCUCUCACGCCACGCCAAAAGACGCCUUGCCAGAUCUGGUGGAGGAAUGUGCGAUGAUGAUCGCUGCAUCUACUUAGCAGGAAAUCAAAGCGGCGCUUAAUCAUGAAUGGCGUUAUCUUUUUCUGCAAAGUCUGCAGUAUGAUGAAUCACUCGCUUCUAAAUUGAUGGCUGAAUGAAGCUGCCUCUUCGCUUGCUCCCUGGCUAAACCGCCCUUCCAUUCACUUCUCCUUUUUAUAAUGCUGGUAAAUACUGAAUCCCAGUUCCCGAGUACGCUGCUUUAGUGCAUGAGUAGGGCCCAAUAAAUUCCUUUAACAGGGCAAAAUUUUAUUCAACAUGAGGAGGAACGGUUGCAUUGGGAGACGUUUAUAGCUCUCCGACAGCUCCAGAGACAGCGGUGAUUUUAAUUGUUUCCCCCCACAAGAAACAUUAAAACACACUCACUCUCACACACGGUGUCUAUCCUGGGAAUCAGCAAAUUCACAGCCGUUUGCUAACUUCAUGAAGCCCCUCUGGUAAUUUUUCGAGCAUCACCACCAAAUUCCACCCAGGAUGGAACCCAGUGCAAAAUCUGUGGUUCAGUUGGCUCACGGAGUAGUUUACGGUGCAAGCUUGAAGUGAUGGUGCCGCCAUCUUUGCUUAAUUAAGAACCUGCCGUGUCCACAUGUGAAGCAGAGCGGUGAGGUCUGAUUUCAUCUCCCCUCCCCACAGAACUCCAAGAAAGGGGAAGUCUCCAGAUGCUAUGGGCCUCUCCAUCAGCCUCAACUAGCAUGACCAAAAGUCAGGAGUGAUGGCAAUACUAAGCAAGCAACAUCUAAAGGGCCAUGGACUCCUCAGCCCUGCCUUACAUCCCAUAGUCUCUGCUAAGCUGGUUGCUAUGUACUGGAAGAUAUGGGUCAUGGGGGGUAGAGUGUGGGGAGGUCAGGUUGGGGGGAGUGUGGAAUAAUCUGGCCUCCAUCUACAUGCUGCUUGUGAUGUUAACAUUAACCCUCAUCCCCACAAAUGCCCUCUGUUCUAUACAAAAAAUGUGAUUACAUAAAUAUGGGUGCUCCUAGAUUUACAGUGGUACCUUGGGUUACAUACGCUUCAGGUUGCAUACGCUUCAGGUUACAGACUCCGCUAACCCAGAAAUAGUACCUUGGGUUAAGAACUUUGCUUCAGGAUGAGAACAGAAAUUGCGCAGCAGCAGCAGGAGGCCCCAUUAGCUAAAGUGGUGCUUCAGGUUAAGAAUAGUUUCAGGUUAAGAAUGGACCUCCGGAACGAAUUAAGUACUUAAACCGAGGUACCACUGUGUUUGGGUGUCUUCUUCUUCUUCUUCUUCUUCUUCUUCUUCUUCUUCUUCUUCUUCUUCUUCUUCUUCUCUUCCUUCCCUCCCUUCCCCCUAUGGUCCCAGGGUGAGUUACAACAUAAAGAACACAACAUAGGGUUUCAAUCAACAUUGUUGGCAUUGGUCUGUCUCAGGAGACAAUGGAGGAGUGUACCUUUUGGGGGUGGAGUCAAACCAUAGGAGAGAUACAGGAGAGACAUGGUUUGUUGCAGCUGGGGCAGAUGAAGGUGUCCGGUUUUGCUGCUGCAGGUGCACCAUGGUGAAAGGCUUCCCACCUGCACAAACAGGACUUCCGCAUUCUCUUCCCUCUGUGUGCCCCUAAAUCUGUUUUGAGGAUUCCUCCAAACCUCUGGAGCAGAUUCAGAGCCUAUGUGUGCACCGGUGUGUGGGGGACGGGGGACGGGGGAUGAUGACUGUCAGACUACUGCUUGCUUGCCUGGAUGGAGUGAUGUACCUGUGCAGAAACCUCUGGCUUUUGCAAGGUACAAAGGUAAGAAUCUCAUUUUCUGCUCCUCUGACCUCUGCCUCUGUCACCCCUGGAAUAUGGCCCCAGAAGGUUCUCCAUGAAGGAAUGUGGAUCAGUUUUAAGACCUCAAGCAAUAGGCUAAGAUAUGUUCAAUUUGCAUAAUAUAUACAGGAAGUAGAAUUUAGCUUUGUGUGGUGCAGAAUUUGGGUCUCCCAGCUUGGUGCAAAAUUCUGAUUUAUUUAUUUAUCGGUAAGCUCAGAGUGUCCACGGACGUGGCCGUGAGUGACACCGUGAUGGCAGCAGAGUUAAUACAGAGCAGCAAAAUGCUAUAAAAGUGUCAGUCCCAUAGCUACACGAGGCGAAGGAAUCAGCUUUGUUAUCUUGUACAACUGUUCUCUGCAAUAUCCCACAAAUCUCCAGAGAGGCUGAGAUAAGAAAUGGGUUUCUUUGCUGAGGAGCAAUACGGAGAAAAUGUGACAUAUAAUGACAUAUAAUGAUGAGAGGGAAAACGAAAGGCAAGAGCUCUCAGGGUAGGCCUGGACUCGGGAUUUCAGAGGCACGGUAGCCAACAUUUUGAUUAUAAAAAUUCUGGCUGAUGGGUAGGGUUAGGAGAUGGAGCCCUAGCAGAUGCUGAGUAAGGGUGGGAGCCGAAGGGCCACAUUCACUUCUGGAAAACUGUCUGGGGGCCAUAAGCAAAUGGUGGGUAGGGCCAGAGGUGCAAAUGGGUGGAGCAAUGAAUUGCAAAUUCUGCCUGGUUGCUUUUGCACACAGAACUCUCCAUCCUCCUUCCCGGCAAGUAAGGAUGCCAUAUUUCUACAAAAUCAUUUGUAUUAUUCGGUGCACGUAACUUUGUUCAUUUUUCUGAUACAGCAAUAGACCAUACAUUCCGUUUCCAAUGAGACAUACACAGAUGUUCCAAUCCUUUCCAGUUCUGUACCAAUCUCCAGUAGGUGUGCUGCUCCCAAAAGAAAAGUAAUUAGUUCUUUAUAACAAAGGUCAGAUUGGAUUGCGCUUCUUUAAAAAUAGUUAAUAUUUCUGAAACUUGGGGCACAUUCCACAUGUUGACCCAUAACAUACCUUAUUUCUGUAACACCCUCUACCAAAAGGGCUUUAUAUGUCGACGUGUCCCCCACAUGUGAAAUGUUGUACCUAUACUAUUGCAGGCUCUCCAGCCCAACAGUAGUGGCAGUUUUAUUAAUAUAAAUACAGUCAUACCUCUGGUUACAGAUGCUUCAGGUUGCGUUUUUUUGAGUUAUGGACCACCGAAACCCGGAAGUACCGGAACGGGUUACUUCCGGGUUUCGGUGGUUGCGCAUGCACAGAAGUGCUAAAUUGUGCUUUGCGCAUGCACAGAAGCGCUGAAUCGCAACCCGAGUGUGCGCAGAUGCGCCACUACGGGUUGCAAACGUGCACCCCGCACGGAUCAUGUUCACAACCUGAGCGUCCACUGGACACCGUAAUGGCGUCAAAUGAGAACCGAUUGCUUCAAGCCAGGUUAAGAUAGCUCCGUCUCCUCCUAUGCUGCUGUUGCUGUACUAGCUCCUUAUGAAUACAAACUAUAGCAUUGCAAGGUUUUGCAGCAGCCUUCCUAGAACGCCUCCAUUAUUCCUAGGAAAACGUACUUGCUGUCUCUGUGGGCACAAUGAGAAGACAGCCACCUACCAAGCAAUGAUCAUGAUAUUUAGCAUUUGUUUAAUGCUGGUCAAAUCACGAAAUCACUCAGCUUUCAUUAUCUCAGUAAGGCUGCAAUUCUAAGCAUAUUUACUUGGAUAGACAUCGUGUCAUAUAUUUAACCACUCUUAGGGCUAGGCCGUAAGGUUCACCGGAGCCCUCCUAGGAAGCUGAGUAUCCCCAUACAGUGGUGCUUCAGGUUAAGAACUUAGUUCAUUCUGGAGGUCUGUUCUUAACCUGAAACUGUUCUUAACCUGAAGCACCACUUUAGCUAAUGGGGCCUCCCGCUGCUGCCGGAGCACGAUUUCUGUUCUCACCCUGAAGCAAAGUUCUUAACCCAAGGUACUAUUUCUGGGUUAGCGGAGUCUGUAACCUGAAGCAUCUGUAACCCGAGGUACCACUGUAUUGCAGAUGGGGGCUGAGACCGGGAGAUUAAUGGUUUGCCUAAUGCUGCCAAGGGACGUGGGUGGCGCUGUGGGUUAAAUCACAGAGCCUAGGGCUUGCCGAUCAGAAGGACGGCGGUUCGAAUCCCCGCGACGGGGUGAGCUCCCGUUGCUCGGUCCCUGCUCCUGCCAACCUAGCAGUUCGAAAGCAUGCCAGUGCAAGUAGAUAAAUAGGUGGGAAGGUAAACAGUGUUUCCGUGCACUGCUCUGGUUUGUCAGAAGCGGCUUGGUCAUGCUGGCCACAUGACCCGGAAGCUAUUCACCGGCUCCCUCGGCCAAUAAAGCAAGAUGAGCACCGCAACCCCAGAGUCGUCCACGACUGGACCUACAGAUGGUCAGGGGUCCCUUUACUUUUACCUUUUAAUGCUGCCAAAGAAGGGGUUACUACAGCAGAGAGCUGUGGGAACCCACUUAAUUGACAACCUAUACCAAACCACUUAUCUCUCAGCCUUAGGUCCCAUUUGCAAUGGAAGGGGGUUUCUACAGCUCUCUGCUGUAGUAACCCCUAGUAUCAGAUACAGUGGUACCUCGGCUUACAGACGCUUCAGGUUACAAACGCUUCAGGUUACAGACUCCACUAACCCAGAAAUAGUACCUCGGGUUAAGAACGUUGCUUCAGGAUGAGAACAGAAAUCGUGCUCCGGUGGCAGCGGGAGGCCCCAUUAGCUAAAGUGUUACCUCGGGUUAAGAACAGUUUCAAGUUAAGAACGGACCUCCGGAACGAAUUAAGUUCUUAACCUGAGGUACCACUGUAUAUAGUUGCACCAGGGAGAGAACGUUUUGGAAACAGGGUUUCAUGCUCACUACCAACCCAUUGUGUCUUUUUUGUUGCCCCCCCAAAAGUCUAGGGGUACAAAUCUAGCUUAACACAACAGAGAUUUCCCAAAAUAGCAAGACCAUGUUGCUUCUUGCCAACGUUGUCAUAGAAGCAGCGCAUCCUCAUAAUCUGCCAUUUCAUGAUCUUCUUCCCCCCGCCCCUUGGAAACUCUUGUGCUUAUCUGCAAGCCUUUUUAGAACGGUGACCUCAUUCAGUCCCAUCAUAAGGUCAGAGGCAACGUUGAGAACUAUUUGAAAAUGAAAGAUAAGGUGCAGCUUGCCUUACCUGAGCCGAUAAAUGUGCAAUGCGGCCAUCAUCUAUCUUACCCGUUACUGUCUUUUUGGAGAAGCUGAACUCUAAUUCACCCUUGGCGUCAGCCCUUUUCGGGAUCUUGGGCAGAUCUGCGUCUUCUCUUCUACUCCUACCAUUUAAAAACUUCCUGCAAAGUCUGGAAUAAGCUCUUAAGUUUGCAACAAACUGUCGGUGGAAGCAACAGUUUGAUUUCUGGAUGCUCUGUGGCCAUUGCUGUCCACUGCUAGUUGUUGAGGGGCAAUGUGAACCCUCCAUCACCACCUUGUUGUUGUUGUUUAGUCGUUUAGUUGUGUCUGACUCUUCGUGACCCCAUGGACCAGAGCGCGCCAGGCACACCUGUCUUCCACUGCCUCCCGCAGUUUGGUCAAACUCAUGCUGGUAGCUUCGAGAACACUGUCCAACCAUCUCGUCCUCUGUCAUCCCCUUCUCCUUGUGCCCUCCAUCUUUCCCAACAUCAGGGUCUUUUCCAGGGAGUCUUCUCUUCUCAUGAGGUGGCCAAAGUAUUGGAGCCUCAGCUUCACGAUCUCUCCUUCCAGUGAGCACUCAGGGCUGAUUUCCUUAAGAAUGGAUCAGUUUGAUCUUCUUGCAGUCCAUGGGACUCUCAAGGGUCUCCUCCAGCACCAGAAUUCAAAAGCAUCAAUUCUUCAGUGAUCAGCCUUCUUUAUGGUCCAGCUUUCACUUCCAUACAAACCAAAUUUGGAGAGGGGAGCCCACCCAAGAGACAAAUUCAACAGAUUCAUGGAUGAGAGGGCUAUCAGACAGCCACAACCCACGAUGCCUUUGCUCUGACUCCACAGCUGGAAGGAGCAAUGCUUCUGAAUACCAUUUGCUGGAAACCCCAGGAUCCUGCUUGUGAGCUCCCUACAGGCACCUAGUAUGUGGGUGGCGCUGUGGUCUAAACCACUAAGCCUCUUGGGCUUGCCGAUCAGAAGGUCAGCAGUUUGAAUCCCCGCGACGGGGUGAGCUCCUGUUGCUCUUUCCCAGCUCCUGUGAACCUAGCAGUUCGAAAGCACACCAGUGCAAGUGGAUAAAUAGGUACUGCUGCAGUGGGAAGGUAAACAGUGUUUCCGUGUGCUCUGGUUUCCGUCCCGGUGUUCCAUUGCACCAGAAGCAGUUUAGUCAUGCUGGCUACAUGAGCCGGAAAGCUGUCUGUGGACAAACGCUGGCACUCUCGGCCUGAAAAGUGAGAUGAGCACCCCAACCCCAUAGUCGCCUUUGAGUGGACUUAACCAUCCAGGGGUCCUUUACCUUUCCCCCCUUUUUUUUACCUACUGAGUGUUGGGUGCAUUAUUAUUCCAGGGCAUUCUUGGAAAUUAAAAAUGGCAGCUUUCCGGGUCAUGUGGCCAGCGUGACUAAACCGCUUCUGGCGCAACGGGACACCAUGAUGGAAACCAGAGUGCACAGAAAUGCCGUUUACCUUCCUGCUGCAGUGGUACCUAUUUAUCUACUUGCACUGGUGUGCUUUGAACUGCUAGGUUGGCAGGAGCUGGGACAGAGCAACAGGAGCUCACCCCGUUGCGUGGAUUUGAAUUGCUGGCCUUCUGAUCAGCAAGCCCAAGAGGCUCAGUGGUUUAGACCACAGCGCCAACCGUGUCCCUACACUCAGUGGACCAGGGGUUGAGAACUUUAUUAUAUCCAGGGCUUUUUUUUCAGCCAGAACUCAUCAGAACUCUGUUCCGGUUCCUCUCAGGUGGGCACCAUUAUAAGAGAACAAGGGAGGCAUUCAUGGUGAGUUGCGGCACCUCUUUUUCUAGAAAAAUUACACCCAAGAUGAGGCCUGGUUUGGUUUUUGCCUGAGCAUAACUAGCAAUCACUAAGAAACAGAACAAAAAGGAAGAAAGAAACUAAACUAAAACAACUGCUUUGCCCCUCAGGGGCUGUGUUAAAAUUACUCAACUGUACAGUUAGGGAGCAUCUUCAAGUUCCCAAAUGUCCCCAAACAGCUCUAAUAUAACAACUACAGAGAUGGUAAGACUUAGUGUUCAGGGAGCAUAGAAUCUGUGUACAGUCAUACCUCAUGUUACGUUUGCUUCAUGAUACGUUUAUUCUGGUUGUGUCCCGCGGCGACCCGGAAGUACUGGAACGGGUUACUUCCGGGUUUCGCCGCUGGCGCAUGCGCAGAAGCACUAAAUCGUGCCGCGCACCUGUGCAGAUACGGCGCUUCAGGUUGCGGGCUUUUCAUGUUGCGAAUGGGCCUCUGUGUGGUGUAGCGGUUAAGAGCGAUAGACUCGUAAUCUGGUGAACCGGGUUCGAUUCCGUGCUCCUCCACAUGCAGCUGCUGGGUGACCUUGGGCCAGUCACACUUCUCUGAAGUUUCUCAGCCUCACUCACCUCACAGAGUGUUUGUUGUGGGGGAGGAAGGGAAAAGGAGAUUGUUAGCCGCUUUGAGACUCCUUCAGGUAGUGAUAAAGCGGGAUAUCAAAUCCAAACUCUUCUACCACUGUACCUGUGUAUACAAAAAGUUGAACUGUACACAUCAAUAAUGGUACACUCUUUAACACAAAUGCUUGUGCAAAUAUACAGGCAGCUUGUACCUGUAUUCAUUGUAAUGUGGAAAAAAGCUUUAGGGUAUGAGGAAGGACAUUUUAGGUGUGCUUGGGGGGAGGAUAACGUGCCCCCUUUGCCACAUUUUAAUGGUGUCCACCAGCAAAGGCUGCCAUGUCCCCCUCAUCCCAGGAAAAAAACAAAACACCAUGAUCUUCUCACUCUCUCCUCUGGGCCCCUGGGGCCGCAUAACUUCAUACCCUCCAACAUUUCUCUGAUAAAAAUAGGGAUGUCCUCAGGAAAAGUGGGACAUUCUGGGGUCAAAUCAGAUACUGGAACAGUUUCUGUAAAUCCGGGACUGUCCCUGGAAAAUAGGGAGACUUGUAGGGUCUAGUAUUGCAAUGGUUGCUGAGAUAUGAAAUCCUUGGAACGUGCAUAUAGCUCUGCGUUAACAGUAACAACAACAACAACAACAACAACAACAUGAGUGGAAGUCCUUUUGGAUCCCAGCCUAUGCUUGGUACAAAUAGAUUUGGUGUUGAGCUUCCAAAGGCAUUUGCUGUGUUGACUGCGAUUGACUCAGGCCUUAAUGCCACAUAAGGGAUAUUCUGAUAGAAACACUUUUCAUAGUUAUGUUUUAUAACACAAGUGAAAGGCAAAUCAGACCUGGCUUGUUCCUUGCCAGGACACAGAGACCCGCCCCCCGCUCAAAGCCAUGUUGGUGCAUGAAGUUAACACACUGACCUUUGGAAGCCUGUCCUUGUGCGACCCCCACACAAUCUCCAUUUCUCUUCCCCUAGCCAGAGCUCUGUGGGAAGUUGAAUGUGCUGUGAGCUUAAUAAAGCACUUACUCAACUAGACUUGCAGCCAUGGUGCAAUGUGAGAAGUUAGGGUGCCCUAAAGCAGAGGAAGAGUGACGCGGGUGGUGCUGUGGGUUAAACCACAGAGCCUAGGGCUUGCCAAUCAGAAGGUCGGCGGUUCGAAUCCCUGCGACGGGGUGAGCUCCCAUUGCUCAGUCCCUGCUCCUGCCAACCAAGCAGUUUGAAAGCAUGUCAAAGUGCAAGUAGAUCCGCUCCGGCGGGAAGGUAAAUGGCGUUUCCGUGCGCUGCUCUGGUUCACCAGAAGCGGCUUAGUCAUGCUGGCCACAUGACCCGGAAGCUGUACGCCGGCUCCCUCAGCCAAUAAAGCGAGAUAAGCACCGCAACCCCAGAAUCGGCCAUGACUGGACCUAAUGGUAGGGGUCCCUUUAAAGCAGUGGAAAUGCAGUUCUUAAAAAAAGGCAUUAAAUGUGCAUAUGCUUAUACAGUAUAAAGGUAAAGGUAAAGGGACCCCUGACCAUUAGGUCCAGUUGUGGCCAACUCUGGGGUUGUGGCGCUCAGAGACCUUUAGAGACUGAGCACGCAAGCUAGCAGAGAUAAGAACUCUUUGCAACAGAAGUAGCGGACAGAGGCAUAUGUAAGCCUAUUUACAAGCAUUUAUUCAGCAUCAGGACAAAGGAAAAACAUGUCUGCUUCCCUUCGUGUCCAAGCAAACAGCAAUAGGCAAAAGCUAUUGUCAGGGAACUGACAUCGGAGCGAGAGGUGAAGGGGAGGCUCCUAGAUGAUGCUGGCGAAGGACCCAGCAGCAGGGGGAGAAACAGCUCAGUAGAGGGGGAAGCAAAUCAGCGCAACACCAGGGAUAAGGGAGGGCAGAUGGGGGAAUCGGAGAGAGGGCUCCAGGACUCUUCACUGGACCUCAGUGAGGAGGGGACAGGUCCUCCGCUACCCACGCCCUCCCUGCGCAGAAGACUCCCACGCAGUGAGAGGAGGAGGAGACUGGCUGUCAAACAACUUUUAUGUUGGAAGAGGUUCAAGACACGCCCACUGACGGAUUCUGCCAGCGACUGAGGCAGCCACGAUGAGAAAGGGCUGUGCAGUCAGAAAGGUUUAACAAGGCAAAUUAGCCUAGACAGGCACCAGUUUACACACGAGUAACUCAUACUCAUUACAGCUAUAUACAACGGAAGUUCCCAGCAGACUGUGCUGGAAGUAAACAGACAUGUGGCAUGCAACAACUCCACAUGCCUGUUCUAAAGGUGGAACGGAACUAUACUCUAACAACCCCAAGGAAAAGUCCAUAUCCACUGUCUUGUGGGACAUCUUUGGGAGAAGAAAGGGCCGACACAAAUCCAGACUGCAGUGGUGGUCGGAUGGCACCUUGUAUGCCUUCUUCCGGCAAUUCCUGCAGCCACAUUGGUGCCAGACUUUAUCUCUGCUUUCCUUUGGCUCACAUCAGCAACACCAACAGUGGGGUCUUGUUUUCCGGGCAUCCCAGGACCCACAGACACACUGCCCAGGGUUUGCACCCCAGGGAGGUCCAUUUGGUGCUGCUAGCACAGCAAUUUGACUUCACCCCUCGAGGUGUACGCCAUUCUCUCUUGAGACAGACAGAUGCCAAGAACCACCAUUAUAUGCUUAGGUACGGAUUUAGAACAAAUUGCUCUAAGGUGAAUAAAAGUACAGUGCAUGUCAGCAUAGAGGGGACAGGACUGAGGCCAGGUGACCUGUGUGUGUCUGCUCAGUCUGCUGCCCAGCUGUUUGUCCUGGUUGGUGGACAACUUCAAUCUCCCCUCUAGCGGUUCUUUAUCUUGAAACUGGACUUGCUUUGAACAGAGCACUUCUAAGAAGUCCUCUGUGCAAAGCACGUCCACUUUAAAGGACCAAGUCCAGGUUAAAGUCCACUGUUCUAAGGAGGGCUGUUCCUCUGAUAGCCAUUCAAAGAGAGGACUGUGCUGCGCAAGGUAGGGCUGCCUACCAUCUCCUCAUUUUUCUUGUAGGUCCCACUUUUCCUUAGGCCCUUCUUUCCCACUUCCUCUUUCAACUCAGGCUCAGAUUGACACUCGAGCUGCAGAUCUGACCUUUGAAAAGUAUAAAAGAUUUAGUAGCUGGAGGAAAAGGGGGAGAAAUCUGGGAUAUUGGGGGGGAGAAUGAGGGUGGUGCCCAAAUACGCCCCCCCCGUACCCAAAGAGGCUGCUUACCCUAUAGCUCACCCUUUUCGAAAGUCAUUUAGACCAUCACAUCAUCUUGUAUCUAUGAAUUCUUGUGGGUCAUGUCGGGGCAAAUGUUUGGGCUGCUUGCCAAGCAGUAUCUCCAUUGCUGCAAAGGUGCCACAUCCUAUCCAUCACAUCUUGCUUUUUCCCCACUAAGCACCAGCCAUUGCAGGAGGAGGGCUCCAGAAACUGAAUGCCGAGUUCCGACAAAUGGUGCAGCAAUAUAAAAAUCGGAUUAGCUCCAUCGGAUAAAUGCCUCUGUGGUUUGGGAGCUCAGUAUCUCCUCUCUCUGGCUGCUGCUCUUCAGCUAGUCUAACUCCAAGGAAUUUGCCAGAGAGCUUUUCACUUUAUUAUUAUUAUUAUUAUUAAGAAAAUAUCAAGAGCAGGUUUUUGCCCUCCAGCUACGUCCUAGUAGUGAAUCUAAAUUGGGGCUGAAACCAUUAAUGCAUUUUAGCACAGCCCUCAGGUAAAGAGGAGUUCUGAGGUGCAGCUCUAAGCAGGGAAAUGGCGCACUGGAACAGCCCAAACAGAAAUCAUGAUUGACCUUGGACAGAGUUGUCCCUGAUAUGCAAACCAUAGCAUUUGAUUCAGUGCUGUGCAUUCUUGCUUGAGUUUUGUGAAAGGAAAGUACCAGCGGGGCAUGCUGUUGAGUUUUGAGUGAAACUUGUACAGUGGUACCUUGGGUUAAGAACAUAAUUUGUUCUGGAGGUCUGUUCUUAACCUGAAACUGUUCUUAACCUGCAGCACCACUUUAGCUAAUGGGCCUCCUGCUGCCGCUGCGCUGCUGCUGUGUGAUUUCUGUUCUCAUCCUGAAGCAAAGUUCUUAACUCGAGGUACUAUUUCUGGGUUAGUGGAGUCUAACCUGAAGCGUAUGUAACCUGAAGCAUCUGUAACCCAAGGUACCACUGUAAUUAACUUGCAAGAGGAAGCCAACUGUUUAGUCCAGGAAGGGAGAACCCAUGGAUGGCCCUGUAGAUGUUGUUAGACUACAACUCCCAUCUUCCCUCAGCAUUGUCCAUGCUGGCUGGGCCUGAUGGGAGGUGGAGUCCAACAACAACUGGAGGUCAAUUGGCUCCCCCUCCAUGGCGUAGACACAAUCAUAUAAGGAUGCUCGACUGCUUUGAAGAGGGAGAUAAGACAGGGUAACAGGAGAGAGCCAGCAGCAAAUCACACUGUGUAAAUGGGAGUUAACUAUUUAUUAGCAAAAGCAGAAUCUGAACAGGAGUGUCAGGCAUCUCAUCUCCUGCAAACAGUUCCCCCACCCCAAGCAAUCUGAGACUAUGCCUGUGUGAAGCUAACUUCUCCUCUGCCCUCUUCAUGGCACUCCUGUUUCUCGGCGACCAGGCGGAUGGAAACUUCUUGCAUCAAGAGGGGAGAAACCUGUGAUUUUUCACCAGCCUGACUCACCUCUGCCUCUUGGCAUUCUUCCUAUCCUCCUUCAGCUUCUGCCUCUGAUUCUAGACUUCUCUCUGCCACAGACUCCCCACCCCCCGCUUACUAAGCCCUGUUUCCUGUUCUGACAUCUCCUCCCACUCUUCUCUCUCUCUUCUCCAUUUGACUACACAUUGUCACCCCACAACCAAUCCCCUGGCUCUGAGCUUUCUUCCCUUAGGGAUUCCCCAGCCGGUUUCUCCCACCAUUCUUCUGGGCCCAACCAGUCCAUGACACAGGGAUGGGUAACCUGUGAGGCUCUCCAGAAGUUGUUGGUCUCCAAGUACCACCAGCCCUAGACAUCAUGGUUGGCAAGCCCAAGAGGCUCAGUGGUUUAGACCACAGCGCCACCCGCGCCCUACCUUUACCAUUACCUUGCCUUAACUAACUGCAGUGCUCAAAUGCUACCUCUUAGUCAACAACCAUCUCCUGUUUUCCCCCCAGCUCCCUCCUGACCACCAACUUCUGUGAGGCAUGGAGCAGGCAUGCAAACUCUAUAGGGCAGUGGAGCCCCCUCAAUAUCUGUUGCCAGGGUGCUUGGCCCCCUCAAUGGUAAGGGGGCGGAGGAGGCUAAGUGCAGAGCCAAGUGUGGCAUGGGCUCCUCCUGAGCACACGAGAGAAGCCACUGGCCAUUGAAGCCAUGCGGCACUGGGGUUUGCACUUGGCUUCCUCCAGAUGAUGUCACAUCACAUGCAUGACGUCACACAUGUGCGAUGUGCAUCGGGCGCAUGACUUCAUGCAUGCACACUGCAUGCGAGGCCCCCUCAAUCUUGGGUGCAAGAAGGCAUCUCUGACAACGAGACAUGUCUUCCUCACCCAAGAUCCCCUUUUAAGAUGAGCAAUCCAAUGAUCAUCAAAUAUUUUAGCUGUCUCUCCCUUUAUUGUAGUUAUUUAACAACCUGCUCUUCAGUCUCACAGGGACUCAUAAAUUGCCUCACAACAGCCAGAGAUCACAACGAAAGAGGCUACAUCAAUAAAACAAUAAAACAGAUUAAACCCACAGAGCAGACACAAUCCUCGGUGAAUAAACAAAGCAGACUGACAGUGCAAAUCUUCCUUCCAUCUACAAGUUGUUGUUGUUGUUGUUUAGUAGUGUCCGACUCUUUGUGACCCCAUGGACCAGAGCACGCCAGGCACUCCUGUCUUCCACUGCCUCCCACAGUUUGGUCAAACUCAUGCUGGUAGUUUCGAGAACACUGUCCAACCAUCUCGUCCUCUGUGGUCCCCUUCUCCUUGUGCCCUCCAUCUUUCCCAACAUCAGGGUCUUUUCCAGGGAGUCUUCUCUUCUCAUGAAGUGGCCAAAAUAUUGGAGCCUCAGCUUCAGGAUCUGUCCUUCCAGUGAGCACUCAGGGCUGAUUUCCUUCAGAAUGGAUAGGUUUGAUCUUCUUGCAGUCCAUGGGACUCUCAAGAGUCUCCUCCAGCACCAUAAUUCAAAAGCAUCAAUUCUUCGGCAAUCAGCCUUCUUUGUGGUCCAGCUCUCACUUCCAUACAUCACUGCUAGUAAAACCAUAGCUUUAACUAUACGGACCUUUGUCGGCAAGGUGGUGUCUCUGCUUUUUAAGAUGCUGUCUAGCUUUAUCAUCGCUUUUCUCCCAAGAAGCAGGCGUCUUUUAAUUUUGUGACUGCUGUCACCAUCUGCAGACAUCACGGAGCCCAAGAAGUUAGUCCCCAUUCAAAGAGGACUUACUCUUGUGUAAGGUGGUAGAGCAGCCUUUGCAAGCUGGUGUCCUCCAGAAGUUCUGUCAGUCAGCACUGCCUCCUUGCUGGGAUGGGAGGGGGAUGGUUGGUGGGAACUGUUGUCUAAAACAUCAGGAGGGCAGCAGGUUGACAAAGGUUGGGUUAUAGGGUUGCAGCCUCUAAACUACACACAAAAAAUGUUGACAAAUGAAAAGCUGCUGAAAGAGACAUCAAACCUGGUAUUUCUGGGAAGAGCAUUUCAAGAGGAGGGUGCCACCACCGAAAAGGCCCUACCCCAGAUUGAGUGCUGAGGAUGAUCUUAGCACUCAGGCAGAUUUGUAUAGGCCAGGAGUAGCCCUUCAGAUGCCAUUGGACUACAACUCCCAUCAUCCCUGACCAUUGGCCGUUCUGGCUGGUGCUGGUGGGAGUUGUAGCCCAACAACAUCUGGAAGACACCAUAUUAGGCAUCCCUGAUUAGGAGAAGGCAGUUCUUUAAAGUCCUCAGAGAUCCAUGUCGAGAUGGGGAAGAGGGGAGGUACUUCAGCUAUAAUGUAGAAGCUCCCAGGUUUCUCCCAUCUGUGAAGGCAUUACAGAUUGACUGAGCUGGUGGAGAGAAGCAGAAGGUCAGGAGAGACCUUCUUAUUUAAAAGAACAAUGCCAAGGACCCAGAGAGACGCAGGGAAAUAAUUGUAAUUAUAUAUUAAAUAUAUAAAGGUAUUUAAAAUAUAUUAAGCAGUAUAGAAAUUAAAUACUCAAAAUAAUCAAUGGUUGUUCCAUCUUAGGCCAGGUCACAUGUUGUAGAAGUUCUGAACACCAUCUUCUGUGGCUAUCCCCAGGUACGCAUUCCCACUAAGACCAUAAGUGUGCGCGAACAAUGCUCUCCAUCAAUAUAGCUCCGUUUCCUUGAUAAUGAUGCGCAAGACUUCAACGCCUGGGAAAAAAUGUGUCUCUGUGCUUGUGGGAAUUGCCAGCGGGAAGCUACGGCUCUAACCACAGAGGCUUAGUUUACAUGCUACAAAACUUCGCACAAAUGAGUCCUCAGAGGCAGUAGGGAGCCCAUCCUAUUGGGUCCUUUUUGUGGUGACUGAUUUGGCCGAAAGGGAAACUGAAGUCCAGCACAACCGGGAAAGGAGGUGGUGCAGGGCUUAGCAAACUUUUUCAGCAGGGGGCUGGUCCACUGUUCCUCAGACCAUGUGGGGGGCCGGACUAUAUUUUGAAAAAAAAGAAUGAACGAAUUCCUAUGCCCCACAAAUAACCCAGAGAUGCAUUUUAAAUAAAAGGACACAUUCUGCUCAUGUAAAAACAUGCUGAUUCCUGGACCAUCUGCGGGCCGGAUUUAGAAGGCGAUUGGGCCGGAUCCGGCCCCCAGGCCUUAGUUUGCCUACCCAUGAGGUACAGCUUGCUCACUUAGGGUGGGGAUCUUGUAUCAAGGUAAUAGGAGAUCAGGAGGUGGAGGAGGACCCAGUUUUGAAUCCCUGACACCUCCAGGUAAAAUGCCUGGGAAAGCAACCUGAGGACUUGGGAGAAGUGUUGGCAGAGACAGUUCUGGGCUAAGGAGACCAAUGAUUUGAUUCACUGCAAAACAACACCAAACCUCUGGUUACGUGAAACAUAUUCAAUAAACACACGAGACGUAACCGGCUGUACGUUUGAAAAAAUAAUAUAUACUAUUCAUUGUAUUGAAUUGUAGAUUUCAACAGAAGCUGCUCAUAAAGUUCAACGAAAAAAGUAGAAGACCCAGUGGAUCAGUUCAUUCUUUAAUCGGUUUAUGCAUAAGGUCCAUAUAUGUGAAAGUGUCUAUUCCACCUGUCUGUUCAUAGAGUCCAACAAUCCACACGAAAGGUUGUUACAGUUCCACAGAAUCCUUUCACAGAGUCUAAGACAAGGAUUUCCGGAAUAUUAGCCUUGUUUCGCUGUCUUGGGCUUCAUCAGUACAGUGGUACCUCAAGUUACAUACGCUUCAGGUUACAUAUGCUUCAGGUUACAGACUCCGCUAACCCAGAAAUAGUGCUUCAGGUUAAGAACUUUGCUUCAGGAUGAGAACAGAAAUCAUGCUCUGGUGGCGUGGCGGUAGCAGGAGGCCCCAUUAGCUAAAGUGGUGCUUCAGGUUAAGAGCAGUUACAGAUUAAGUACGGACCUCCGGAAUGAAUUAAGUACUUAACCUGAGGUACCACUGUAGUACAAACUCAAGGUAAUGCAAAUAAAUACAAUAUCGUAAUCUCACACAUUUUCACAGCAAAAUUAAUAUAAAAACUGUCAACAACCACAGGACAGUGGAUCUUAUAACAUAGUAGUAGCUGCUGUAAGCAUCAACUUUUACAGAGUAGAGUUAUAAGGACAAGCACAAUAUUGAUUCAAGUAACAGGUGAAUGAACAUUAGGAAGAAAUUUCUGACAGUAAGAACAGUGGAAAGGACUAUCUUGGAAGGAGGUGGACUUUACUGCCUUGGAGGUUAUUAAGCAGAGGUUGGUGGGGGCAUUUGUCACCUAUUCUUUAGCUGUGAUUCUUGGCACUCCAGGCAGGAAAACUACAUGACUUUUGUGGUAUCUUCCAACUCCAGAGUUCUAUGAUUCCAAGUUCUGCAUCUUGAUGUUCCAAUCCUUGGUCUAAGGAGCCUUGCACUGACCAGCAAACUUCCUCCCCCUGUUUUUAAAACCCACACCUGACUUUGUGGUUGUCGAAACUUUUCCUUGGCUCUUUUCUCGAUUGCCCUGAGAUAUUAGGGCGUGGUUUUACCAGAUUGCUUGCUCUUGGUCUAGGUUUAGUUCCCUUUUGAAGCUCCCCCGAUAACAUCUGAUUGUUUGGCAGGAGCAAAAUCGAGCCACGAAUAUGAAGCCCCUUUUGAAAAUUCCCAGCCUUAAGUUACGGCUGCCUGUGUGGCCUUCCUCAAGAGAGAGUAAUUGAAGAAGGGAGCCCUGAAUGGAGAGGGGACUUUGGGAGGGAGGGAGACGACAAAGCCUUCUCUGUUGGGAAAUUUGGGGGAGGGGGGAGCUUUCCAACAAAGGUUUGGAAAGCAAAAAUGGCAUUUGGCUUUGCAGGAAAAAGAAGAAUGCAGUCGCAAGGUGCCUUAAUUGGCUUCCGACUCCUGGUGACAAUGCGGGAGGGCUGUAGCUCAGUGACAGAGCUUGCAGAAGGUCCCAGCAUCAGACUGGCAUCUCCUGGCAGGCCUGGUAGAGACUCCAGACCGAAACCCUGGAGAGCAUCUACCUACCUGUCAGUGUAGACCAGAGUUUUCCAAUUUGCAUGGUGAGUUCCCGCCCCCCUACCCAGUGGAAAUAAAGACACGUGACACAAUUAUUAAGGUUAAUGGGCUAAAUAAGGCCACAACUUUAUUGGUUACAGGUGAUGAGCAGUAUUGGCUUAGGCAUUGGUCCUAACCAACUAUCCAGCUUCAGCCCGUCCGCUUGAAGUCUGGGAAGGGUUAACCACCAGUUGGGGGAGUCCUGCUGAUGCACAUCAACUAGGAACUCCCCCGGGGUCACCGUUAGGGGGCGUGCCUUAGGCCCUCACCUCCAUAGGCUUCGGACAGGGCCACGCCCCCUGGAAUCCUUUAUCGGAGUACACUUCAAUAUGCGGGGCAGGUGAUGGCGCUUCCUCCCCUCUUCAAUCUACAGUACUAUACCAAUGCCUAACCGCCAAUACCAAGGAAGUUGUGACGAUUUGCUACGAGGUAGGUGAAAAACCAAGUGGCUGGUGCCAAUUUGCCAAGUGGAAAAAAUUCCUACCAGGCCCCUUAACGGCGACCAACCGGUGACCAUAGCAAGGUCAAAAGCCUUAAAGGGCGGGAGAGUGGGAAACAGGAGCAGCUGGAGGUGGCAAAAGAGGGAGAUCCCCCGGCCGCGCCAGCGUUAAAUAGGGCAGGCCACACCCCCUGAGCCAGCCGAUUGGCUGUCCAGGGUAUGACGCGGCCGGGGAUUCCCUCAAUCAUGUGGAGGCUGAGAGCCAGCCACCGCGCACGUGGUGGGGGGCGUGAAGCCCGCAACCCCACCUCCUCUUAAGGCAGAAGUGGCUUUGUGAGUCACAACCCACAAGUGGGCUGUGAAGCCUGGGUGUGUGGGUUGCGGGCUUUGUGAGUGAACCCCAAACAAUCAACUGUCAUGAUGAAUGCCUCUUGCAACUUAUUGCUUUCUCGACACAUUGCAAUAUGGUAUUGCGUUGACACUUGCAAACCAAAUGUCAGAAAGGCUCGAGUCUUACAUUCUAACACGUGAAAACUGGUGUUUUCUAGUGGCUGGGGGCAGAGGCCUAAGGUCCAAAAGUCACGGGUCAAUAACAUUCCCACGCUCUCAGAGUUAAGGAAAUCCGUAGCAGUGGCAAGCAGUCGUUCAGCCGCAACUGCUGAGUACCGUUGCUACAUUUCAGACCAGAGUGUAGGAUUUCUCCAAUGCGCUAUAUCGAAAGUGUACAUAAAUGCCAACAGAAAGGUCACAUGUGGCAGCUCUAAGCCUUUGCAAAAUAUCAAGUAAAGAUUCUUCCUCCUCCACUGCAAAAUCAACAAUGACACAGAAUUUGGAAUUCCUGCAGUCUUGCUCUCGGCUUCUAAGUAGGGAAGGGAACGAGGAAAUUGGGAGGGGAUGUGUCAGAUCUUAGGUCUGUGAGCCGUUAGCAGGGCUGAUAUUUAUUUAUUUAUUUAUUUAUUUAUUUAUUUAUUUAUUUAUUCAAACAAACAAAAACAAACUCAAACCCAGUGUGAAAAGCAGUUUUGGUGUAGGAUCCGAUCACAUGCCAGCAAAUUCAGGCUGAUUUGCAGCUCUUAAGCAGCAAAACCAUUUCCCCCAAACCCAGACAUUUUGCUGUAAGGAAAAUGAUGAAGAAAUGCAUUCAAAAAUGUGAACAAUUGCUUGACACAUUGGCAUCUAACAACAACAUCAACAAUUUAUUACCUAUACCCCGCCCAUCUGGCUGGGUUUCCCCAGCUACUCUGGGCGGCUCCCAACAGAAUACUAAAAGCAUGAUAAAACAUCAAACAUUAAAAACGUCCCUGAACAGGUCUGCCUUCAGAUGUCUUCUAAAUGUCAGGUGGUUGUUUAUCUCUUUGACAUUUGAUGGGAGGGCAUUCCACAGGGCAGUAGUCUGUUAAACAUUAAAAGCUUCCCUAAACGGGGCUGCCUUCAGAUGUCUUCUAAAAGUCUGGUCGUUGUUGUUCUCUUUGACAUCUGGUGGGAGGGCGUUCCACAGGGCAGGUGCCACUACCGAGAAGGCCCUCUACUUGGUUCCCUGUAACUUGACUUCUCACAGUGAGGGAACCACCAGAAGGCCCUCAGAGCUGGACCUCAGUGUCUGGGCAGAACGAUGGGGGUGGAGAUGCUACUUCAGGUAUACUGGACCAAGGCCGUUUAGGGCUUUAAAGGUCAGCACCAGCACUUUGAAUUGUGCUCGGAAAUGUAUCUAACCUCCAAGCAAACAAAUAGCACCUAGAGGGCACGAGGUUGGUGACCGUUGCCUUGCAAGAAGCACUAUCUGAAGGGGUGCUUCAGAAGGCCAGAGAGCCGAGUAAUUCAAUAGCCAUUAGCAGUGAUCUCAGGAGGGGAUUGCAGGCAGAAGGAUAAAUACAGUCCAGCCCUGGGCGAGAUGAGUUUCCUGUUCUUUCUGCCUGCUGGGUAUGUUAAAUGGCAGAACGCAACGUUCUGAAAUAGAUGGACUAAAACAACCUCCGGUGGGAUACAGGAAAACGUGUUUCUGUCCGACCACUGUCAGAAAGGGUCAAAAUCACAAAGCAGGGUCAGUUCAGGUCCUCUCUCCAGUAUUGUUUCUUCCACCUUCCUUGGCAGUGGAAACGGAGGCCCAAAUUUAAAACAAACCACCGGGAUUUGUUGGUUGGCAUCUGUCUGUCUCAAGAGAGCCUCCAGGGCUGAAGUCAAACUGCUGCAUUAGCAGGACAGAAGUAACCUCACUGGGGCGCAAGCCGGAGCUGUGUGUCUGGAGGUCCUGGGCUGCCCAGAUGACAAGACCCCCUCUCAACCUCAGAGCAAUACGUUUGACACCAGCUUGGCAGCAGGAAUUGCUGGAAGGAGGUGUAAGGUAAAGGUAAAGGGACCCCUGACCAUUAGGUCCAGUUGUGACCGACUCUGGGGUUGCGGCGCUCAUCUUGCUUUAUUGGCCGAGGGAGCCGGCGUACAGCUUCCAGGUCAUGUGGCCAGCAUGACUAAGCCGCUUUUGGUGAACCAGAGCAGCGCACGGAAACACCGUUUACCUUCCCGCUGGUGCGGUACCUAUUUAUCUACUUGUACUUUGUCAUGCUUUUGAACUGCUAGGUUGGCAGGAGCUGGGACAGAGCAAUGGGCGCUCACCCUGUCCCAGGGAUUCGAACCGCUGACCUUCUGAUCAGCAAGCCCUAGGCUCUGUAGUUUAACCCACAGUGCCACCCGCGUCCCUGGAAGGAGGUGUACAAGGCACCAUCUAACUGUCUUAGGGACUCCACGCCAGAUAAUAAUAAUAAUAAUAAUAAUAAUAAUAAUAAUAAUAAUAUAUUUAUACCUCACCCAUCUGGCUGGGUUUCCCCAGCCACUCUGGGCGGCUUCCAACAGAACACUAAAAUACAAUAACCUAUUAAACAUUAAAAGCUUCCCUAAACAGGGCUGCCUUCAGAUGUCUUCUAAAAGUUUGGUAGUUAUUUUUCUCUUUGACAUUUGGUGGGAGGGCGUUCCACAGGGCAGGUGCCACUACUGAGAAGGCCCUCUGCCUGCUUCCCUGUAACUUGGCUUCUCGUAGUGAGGGAACCGCCAGAAGGCCCUCAGCACUGGACCUCAGUGUCCGGGCAGAAUGAUGGAGGUGGAGAAGCUCCUUCAGGUAUACUGGAUUGAGGUAGAGACACUCCUUCAGGUAUACUGGACAAAGAUUUGUGUGGGGUUUACUUCUUAGCCUUUUCUUCUCCCGAAGAUGUCCCGCAAUGCAGUGGAGGUUUAGGAUCAGAGUUUUCCUUCUCCUAGAUGGGCUGCCCUCCCAGGUUGAUGAACUCCAUCUGUCCCUCACUUGUCUCUGCAGCAGGUGCAGAAACUGCCUUAUUGACCAUUGGACUCACUCUUGGUCUCAUUUGCUCAAGCCUAUCUUUGCAUGCAGGUGAAGUCCCAAGUCCCUAACUUACUGAGGGUUUGAGACCCAUCGAGAAUAACCUCUUAUUAUGAAUCCUAGCCAUAAAUGUGUACACACACACACACACACACACACACACACACACCAGUCUUUGACAUUAUUUGGAGUCCCAUAUAUUGCUUCAUUGGAAAGAGAAAUAUAUGUCUCCAUUUAUUCGCUGGCUUGAAGACUAAUACUUGCCAGUUAUGAGUGGAUUGCUUAUAGACAGAGACUUUGCUGGGAGCCGGUGUGGUGUAGUGGUUAAGAGCGGUAGUCUCGUAAUCUGGUGAACCGGGUUUUCGUCUCCGCUCCUCCACAUGCAGCUGCUGGGUGACCUUGGGCUAGUCACACUUCUCUGAAGUCUCUCAGCCCCACUCACCUCACAGAGUGUUUGUUGUGGGGGAGGAAGGGAAAGGAGAAUGUUAGCCGCUUUGAGACUCCUUAGGGUAGUGAUAAAGCGGGAUAUCAAAUCCAAACUCUUCUUCUCUUCUUUGCAUGGACAAAUACAGGUUACAGAUGCUUCAGGUUACAGACUCUGCUAACCCAGAAAUAGUACCUUGGGUUAAGAACUUUGCUUCAGGAUGAGAACAGAAAUCGUGCUCCGGUGGCACGGCAGCAGCGGGAGGCCCCAUUAGCUAAAGUGGUGCUUCAGGUUAAGAACAGACCUCCAGAAUGAAUGAAGUUCUUUUUUUAUUAUUCAAAGUUAUAACAAAACAUAUUAUCCAAAAACAUAUCCUUAUUUCUCCCCCCCAUUUUUCCUCCCUCCCCCCUCCCCCCCACAAAACCCAGAACAAAUUAAGUUCUUAACCCAAGGUACCACUGUAUAAUGAAAUUUGGAACUCAAUAAUACAAAACACCGUAGGUUAAAAACUGUAAAGGGGGAGAGAGAGAGAGGAAGAGAGAAAACACAACACAGAGAUGCUUUUUUUUCCUGGCAGAAAUAAGGGUGAGAGAAAAAAAACCUACUUUGGUUUGCAUUUGCCUCUUCGUGUUGAUUUGGCCUUUUGGCUUCUGUCGGCUGUGAUGCACAAAUAGACCUGAAUAAAAUUGCAACUAUAUAUAUUUGGGCUUUGGGGCUGACUUGCCUGGUGAUUGUCUAGCGGUCCUCUUGCAAAAUGAGUCACUUGGUUUAUUGUUGCCUACACACACACACCCCACAUGUGUUGAAUAUUACUUCCCUGACCCUCCCUCCUCCUCCUCCUCCCAGCCCAAGCCCUGUUCAUGCAUGACGGUGCACUGAUGGAGGAGUCACUGGCAGAGCUAAACCUUUUCCAAGGCGCGGCUCCUGUCAUCCAUCAUGAGUUAAGUAUGAGCUGCCCUGGUAGCUGUCAGAGGAGGCCCAGCUGAUGUGCCGCAGCUAAUUAGCAUGCCUUGCGCUGCGCAUCGGGAUUUGGGGAGGUCUCCGGCAGCUGUGCAAACCUGUGUGGAAAAAUUCCACGCCUGCAGAAGAUCAAAAGGCCCUCAUUUGAAGUGCAAAAGCUGUGCUGAGGAUACGGGAGCUUAGCUGGAAUUAGAGGCAGCAAAGCGAGGAGGGAGAGCUGCACCUGUGGAAUUUUUGCCUGUUGCGCAACUGCUAAGAGGAACAGGGCUCUUACCAGGAAAAAAGAGACUGCAACACCCACAAUCAGUGCCCCAGUUUUUCUAUAUUUUUCAUUGAUGCAGAGCAGAUUUGCAUAUACCCCCACAGGAAGGAAAGCAAGGCCUGGUAGUAAAGGUAAAGGGACCCCUGUGGCAGGACACAGUUGUGUGUGUAGCUCCUCUGCUGCACCUAGGUGCGGUGGCAGGUAAAGGUAUAAAGGGACACCUGACCGUUAGGUCCAGUCGUGGCCGACUCUGGGGUUGCGGUGCUCAUCUCGCUUUACUAGCCGAGGGAGCCAGCGUACAGCUUCCGGGUCAUGUGGCCAGCAUGACUAAGCCACUUCUGGCCUACCAAAGCAGCGCACGGAAAGGCCGUUUACCUUCUGGCCAGAGCGGUACCUAUUUAUCUACAUGCACUUUGAUGUGCUUUCGAACUGCUAGGUUGGCAGGAGCAGGGACCGAGCAACGGGAGCUCACCCCAUCGCAGGGAUUCGAACCGCCGACCUUCUGAUCGGCAAGUCCUAGGCUCUGUGGUUUAACCCACAGCGCCACCUGCGUCCCAAAGCCUUGAUAGAGUGGACCAAAUUUUGAUCUGUUCCAAGCACCAGGUAAAUCAAAGCUGCUGUCCUGAUAGUUCUGGGAAGUAUAGAAGGAAAUAGGCCCCCCUUAAACCAGAUAAACUGAGCGAAAAGAAAUUGAUGUAUAGACAUGCUGUGGUCUCUGAAACCGCUAUAAUUCUAUAGGCUGAGAGAGAGCUCUGGCUUCAGGCAAUUGGAAUGAGUCUUCCUUGGGGUUUUUUUUUGUCUCAGAUGCUGCUGAAUUUUAAGAAGUUUUCCGCAUGCAAGGCAAAGGGUCAGAGGGAGCUGGGCACCAUUGGUUGGCGAUAGUUGAGCAGAUGGAUUUGGGGGCUCAAGCUAGGAACCCAAUAGGUCAGGUUCUACUUCCUAAUGCUUGUACUUCCUACUUGUUGGUUUGUUGGAGGAAACUGCAAGUAGUUUCAGCUGAGACAUUCAAGCACAAACCAAGGGUAGGCAACAUAGUGCUCUGCAAAUGUUGUGGAACCACAUCUGACACUAUCCCUGAUCUUUGACCAUGCAGGGAAACCUGGAGCCUGGCCUUCUUUGGACUUGAAGGUACCACCUGCCCUGCUGGGACUUGGAGAAUUUGAAUAUGUUUGCAUUUGAGUGAGAAAGCAUGCUGUUCUUCUUGAACCAAUACACAAAGCAAAACAGCCUUUGAAAUCCAUGCAUUUCUGAAUUUUGCAAUGCAGUUCGGCAAACCACCAGUGUGUACAAAAAUGCAUUAUUUUAAGGGGAAAGUUUCCAUAAAAAUGCACAUAUGAGCGAAGGCAGCAUAUAAACAUUCAUUGCAUUAGGGAAAAUAAAUGUGUAUAUUUAGUCAAAGCUGAACACAAAAAUGUGAUUAGUAGGAAGAAUUUGCACUAAAACGCUGAGGAAUUUUCAUGAGGAUGUUUUAUUUUUCUUGGGGUGGGUGGGCUGCAAAUUGCUGUGAAUAUGUGGAGGACCAAAUUUAAGAGUUUGGAAAAAUGAGAAUCAAGAUUGACAGAUCUACCCAUCCCUAUUUGGACCUCCAAAUGGUAUGUGUGAGUGCACAGCCUGGAUAGCUCAGUUGGUAGGGCAUAGCAUAAUAGAAUCUUAGAUUUGGAAGGGACCCCAAGGGUCAUCUAGUCUAACCCCCUGCAAUGCAUGGUGAUGAUAAUGUCAAGGUUGCAGGUUCAAUCUCCAUAUGGGAAAACUGCAUAUUCCUGCAUUGUAAUAAUAAUAAUAACAAUAAUAACAAUUUAUUAUUUGUACCACGACCAUCUGGCUGGGUUUCCCCAGCCACUCUGGGCAGCUUUCAACAAAGAUUAAAAAUACAUUAAAAUGUCACACAUUAAAAACUUCCCUGAACAGGGCUGCCUUCAGAUGUCUUCUAAAUGUCAGGUAGUUGUUUAUCUCUUUGACAUCUGAUGGGAGGGUGUUCCACAGGGCGGGCACCACUACUGAGAAGGCCCUCUGCCUGGUUCCCUGUAGCUUUGCUUUUUGCAAUGAGGAAACCGCCAGAAGGCCCUCAGAGCUGGACCUCAGCGUCCAGGCAGAAUGAUGGAAGUGGAGACGCUCCUUCGGGUAUACUGGGCUGAGGCCGUUGAGGGCUUUAAAGGUCAACACCAACACUUUGAAUUGUGCUCGGAAACAUACUGGGAGCCAAUGUAGGUCUUUCAAGACUGGUGUUAUGUGGUCUUGGCGGCCGCUCCCAGUCACUUAAUUGCAGUUUCUGGGUCACCUUCAAAGGUAGCCCCACGUAGAGCGCAUUGCAGUAGUCAAAGCGGGAGAUAACCAGAGCAUGCACCACUCUGGCAAGACAGUCUGCGGGCAGGUAGGGUCUCAGCCUAGAUGAUCCUCGGGGUCCCUUCUAACUCUAAAAUUCCACGUGCUUUUAAAAAGGUAAAGGGACCCCUGACCAUUAGGUCCAGUCAUGACCGACUCUGGGGUUGUGGUGCUCAUCUCACUUUAUUGGCCGAGGAAGCCGGUGUCCAGCUUCCGGGUCAUGUGGCCAGCAUGACUAAGCUGCUUCUGGCGAACCAGAGCAGCACACAGAAACACCGUUUACCUUCCCGCCGGAGUGGUACCUAUUUAUCUACUCGCACUUCGACGUGCUUUCGAACUGCUAGGUUGGCAGGAACAGGGACUGAGCAACGGGAGCUCACCCCGUUGCGGGAUUUGAACCGCCAACCUUCUGAUCGGCAAGUCCUAGGCUCUGUGGUUUAACCCACAGCGCUACUCGCGUCCCAGUGCUAUUAAUGUGCUAUUAAUGAUCUAUUAAUGUGAACAGCGUAGUGUAGAAAGCAGAAGCAGAAAUAAGCACCGAGGAGGAAAUACGCACACCUGCAAACCUUUGCAAGGUUCCCCUAGCAGUGGCUAAUCUGGGAUAUGCUGACAUUAGGAACACACAGCCAAAUUUCCCUUCAAAGGCCGGCCUGUCGGCAAAACUCCCUGGCAUUUGUCAGCCUUGUCUUCCGAUGCGGAGGACCGGAGUUUUUAAAGAUCCCCAAAGUGCCGGAUGAUUGCAGAGAGGAGCCAUCCAUCACUUUUGGGAUGAGAAAAUCCAGUUUGCCGUUCCCCAUGUUUGAAGCGACUAAGAAGGAGUGGCAGGUCCGUGGGGCAGACAUGACAUUUUGAUAACUAAACACUCAAAGCGAACCAUAUCUAAGAGGCUGCCGAGAAGAUUCCCCCCCACAGCAAUACGCGAUCAGUAAGUGGAAAUUAAUUAAAGGACUCUACAUUUUUCAGCAGAAUUAUUAACAGGAAGUUCUGGCUGCAAAUUGAAGCUGGAGUGACUUAGUCCGCUUCCUCAGCCUUGCUGAGCAGCACGUAAUGGUGGGUCUAUAGCUCAGAGGCUACACAGGUAUUUUGAACUCGGAAUACCCCCACAUUCCUGCCCCCCCUCCCAGCCAAAGGAUCUCAAGCAGCAAUCGUGGGAGGCCUCACAAAGACUGGGAUGAAUUUUCAAAUUGUUGAAAGCUUGGGCUAAAUAGGGAGGGUUUUGGAGGGUUGAAUGAGGGAGCAAAACAAUGUUCUUCCAUUUGCAUUUUUUUUUUGGGGGGGAGGGUCAUAUUUGGGAGACAGUUCACCAAGGGUGGUAGUCAACUAAAUUAUUCCAAGAAGUCCCAUUGAAAUUAAGGGACCUAACUUAGUCAUUUUCAUUAAUUUCAGCCAGUCUAUUCUGAGUGAAACUUAAUUGAAUACCACUCCAAAAUUCCCUCACAGCUCCGAUCACCUGGCAGCUGCUAUCUUCUUUUUCCUCAGAACGCCAAGUUUCUGAGUGGCAUUUUGUGUGUGUGUGUGUGUGUGUGUGUGUGUGUGUGUAAAUGGCAUCCACCACAAGAAACAAACAGACAGACAGACAGACAGACAGACAAACAAACAAACAAAAUGGUAUUUUGGGCUGCCAUUCCUCCACCCCAGAAUACCUUAUAGAGCAUGGCAUCCUGUGAGGAAAUGGCAUUUGUCAGCUGAACAGCCGUGGAGAUAGCUUUGGUUGUUUUUCUCUCAUGAAAUUGAAGGCCUACACCCUGUAAAUUGCUACAAAGGCCACUCCAAUGGCCUGAAAAUAGAGCUGCAAACAGUGUGUGUGUGUGUGUGUGUGUGUGUGUGUGUGUUGCUGAAAUAUACUCGGAGUCGAGUGUGAAUUUCAUGCUCUUUAUUCAGUUCGUAGUAACAAUGAAUGAAACUUCCCCCAAAAUGUCUAGCUUUAUAUAUAUUAUUUACACAAUGGGCCCCGCGUGAUAGGCUAAUUCCGGGCUUUUCCUGUAGGCCAAUCAGGUUGCCGAUUCACUUCCUCCAGAAGUCUGAUUGGCUGCUCCUGAAGACCAAUCUGGUCGCUGAUUCACUUCCACCUAGAGCUGGACUGGGUGGCUCCUGCAGACCAAUCAGACUGCUGCAUUCUGGAUCCUAUUGUUCUAGGAUUCAGCUCAGUACAUAACAGUCGCCCGUGCCUGUUAUUUAUCUGAUUCAUUUCUUGGAACUUAGGAAACUUAUACGAACUCAGGCCAUUGGUCCAUCUAGCUCAGAAUCACCUGCACUGUCCGGUAGAUGCUCUCCAGCAUUACAGGCAGAGAGCGUCUCCCAGCCCUACCUGGAGAUGCCAUGAAUUGAACCUAGAUCCUUUUGUGUGCAGAUGAGGUGCUCUACCACUAAGCUAUGGCCCUUUCCCCCCAAAUCGAGUGAGUAUAGGAACAUAAUAAGCUGCUGAGAAUCAGAGUACUGUAGAGUUGGAAAAGACCCUCCUGAGGAAAAUCAAGUCCAGGUUCCUGCAAUGUAAGAAUCUCAACUAAAGCAUCCAUGGAAGAUGGUCAUUCAACCUCUGCUUAGAAACCUCCCAAGGAAGGAGAGUCCACAACCUCCUGAGGGAGACGGUUCCACGGUCGAAUUGCUCUUACAUUAGAAAGUUCUUCCUGGUGUUGAGUCAGAAUCGCCUUUGGUGUAACCUGAAUUUUUUAUUUCAUGUCCUGUCCUCUGGAGCAAGAAAAAACAAGCCCUUUAGAUAUUUGAAGGCAUCUCCUCUCAGUCUCUUCUUAUCCAGGCUAAAUAUACCCAACUUCCUCUAUCAUUCCUCAUAUAAGUCUUGGUUUCCAGACCCUUGAACUUGGUCAUCUUAGCUGCCCUCCUCUGCACACGUUCCCAUUUAUCAAUAUCCUUCUUAAAUUGUGGUGCCCAGAGAUGGACACAGUAUUCCCGGUGUGGUCUGACCAAGGCAAUAUGGGGUUGUUGUUUAGUCGUUUAGUCGUGUCCAACUCUUCGUGACCCCAUGGACCAGAGCACGCCAGGCACUCCUGUCUUCCACCGCCUCCUGCACUUUGGUCAAACUCAUGUUAGUAGCUUCCAGAACACUGUCCAACCAUCUCGUCCUCUGUUGUCCCCUUCUCCUUGUGCCCUCCAUCUUUCCUAACAUCAGGGUCUUUUCCAGGGAGUCUUCUCUUCUCAUAAGGUGGCCAAAGUAUUGGAGCCUCAGCUUCAGGAUCUGUCCUUCCAGUGAGCACUCAGGGCUGAUUUCCUUCAGGAUGGAUAGGUUUGAUCUUCUUGCAGUCCAUGGGACUCUCAAGAGUCUCCUCCAGCACCAUAAUUCAAAGGCAAAAUAGAGUGAUGCUAUUACUUCCCUUGAUCUGGGCACUGUAGAGGAUUGGUGGUUUUUCUCCAGGGUUUCAAGACAGCCGAUUGCAAAAACAAUGCUGAUGACCCAACUAAAAUAUCAAUAUUACCCACAAGCCUGGGUGAGCCGGCAUGUAUUGAGUUGGAUCUUGACCUUGAAGAGCUACAAGGAGACAAUACUGGGUUACAUGGGUCAGUGCCCUGACUCAGGGUAAUGCUGCUUCUUAUAUGACCUUUACACCAGGGUCAUGGCUUUGCCACAAAGAAUCCUGGGAACUGUAGUUUGUUAAGGCAGUACUGUCACUGUGGCUAGUGCCAUAUAAUACUUAUUCUGCAUUUGUAAGAAGGUGAUAUUUACUGCGGCAGCAUCCAAACUUUGGAACUCCCUUCCUAUUGACAUCAGCCGGGCGCCUUCACUGUAUGCUUUCUGGUGCCAGCUGAAAACAAAUUUGUUCCUGCAAACCUCUCUAGACAUGCAGAGCUCUGACAUGUGUUGUAAUCUGGUCUUUAGCAUUUAUUUUAAUUUUGUUUCGAAUGUUUUAAAUAGUAGUUCUUAACUGGUUUCUGCUGAACACUUUUAUUAUUUUUGUAACGAGCUUUGAAGAUUUGCCUUUUUUUUUAUACAUCCGAGCAGUGUAUAAAUUUUAACAGCUAACUAAUAGAUAAAGGGACGCGGGUGGUGCUGUGGGUUAAACCACAGAGCCUAGGACUUGCUUAUCAGAAGGUCGGCAGUUCGAAUCCCCCCAACGGGGUGAGCUCCCGUUGCUCGGUCGCUGCUCCUGCCAACCUAGCAGUUCAAAAGCACAUCAAAGGGCAAGUAGAUAAAUAGGUACCACUCUGGCGGGAAGGUAAAUGGCAUUUCCGUGCGCUGCUCUGGUUCGCCAGAAGCAGCUUAGUCAUGCUGGCCACAUGACCUGGAAGCUGUACGCCGGCUCCCUCGGCCAAUAAAGUGAGAUGAGUGCCACAACCCGAGUCGGCCACGACUGGACCUAAUGGUCAGGGGUCCCUUUACCUUUACCUAACCAAUAAAUAAAAGUGCUGAGAAUUGGUUUAACUCACAGCGCCACCCGCGUCUAUAAAUUUUAUAAUUUUAUAAAUUUAUAAUUGUAUAAAUUUUAACAGCUAACUAACUAAUAAAUAAAGGUGCUGAGAAUUGGUAGAAGACCCUAAUUUCCCUCCCAGACCUACAGAGUUCCUUGGGGAGAGGGACUGAUUGUGAAACAGCUCUGGAGAUUGUAGAAGGAACAACACAGACCUGAGAUCUUUAUUGCUCCCUCCAGCCCCUGUAGUCUUUCUCUUGCUUGCUACCGGUUAUCAUCUUCCCCAAGAUUGGUUGCUUUAAGAAAAACUUCUCCGGCCGGCUCUCGCGACGCACAUUCCAGUUUUAUCUGAGACCCUUUUUAAUGGGGUGCCAUGGGAGGAAGCGCAGAGCUCUUGGGACUAGAGCCUAAAACAAUUGUACGCAGUCAGCUUUUGCGAUAAGCGCGGGAGUGAUCGGAGGCUGCCGGUUCCCAGCGGACUGUCUCUGUCUCCCAUCAGAGCAGGCAGCAGGAGGAAGACAAAUGAAGUCGUCUUGCAGUUACUUACUGAGUCAAUCUGUAGCAAGAGUCUUCUUUCCUUGCAAGCCAGAAGUUGCUGGCGUGACUCCGUGAUCUAAGGGAGACAUAAAAAUAGAACCAGCCUGUUCUCAGACACACACACAGAGCUCAGACUCGGAAGUAAGGAUGUAACAACAAAGGAGGGAGGGAGUGUGGUUAAUUGCCGACGAAAUUUGCUGGUGCAAUUUUGCAAAAGCGAAAUAACACAAGAAGAGCUCUGCUGGAUCCGGGAAUAGGCCCAUCUAGACAGCAUCCUGUUCCCACCUGGGUCCAGCCAGAUCCCCUUGGGGAACCCACAAACAGAACCUGAACACAACAGCACACUCACUGCUUCUGAUUCUCUGCAACUGGUACCUCUAACAGCGAAGGCAGAACAAAGCCAUUGUGGUUUGUAACCAUGAAUUUGCCUCAUCUUCUUUCAACGCCUUCCAAGUCACAAAUGGACACCCUGAUUUGGGCUCCCAAGGGAAUCUAGAAUCAUAAAACUGGAGACUUGGAAGGGACCCUGAGGGCCCGAGGGCCCAACCCCUCACAGUGCAGACUCCAUUUGAAAUACGCCACCAUCAUAACUUUUAGUCCGCAAACGAUAUCCAUUUGCUUACGUUUCCCCUCGCAGUCUUCCCUUUGCGCUGAAACGAAUGAGAUGCAAUGAAAUUGCGACAGCGUCACUUAUCGCAUCAUUAUGCGAGAUCAGUUAUGUAAGCUGUGGCAUUUCACCACAGCCGAUGAAACAGGCCACAUCGUUGGCGGCUUCCACCCUAGUUUGCCAACAUUUCCAUUUCAACAAGACCAAGGACAAUUUCUCAGGUAGUUUACAUGCACCUGUGGCGAUCACAAGGGGUCCCCGGACGUUUGUCGGUCUAUUGAUCCCUGUGCCACCACUGUGAUUGCUUUCUUCGCUGCCACCAACCCGUUUCUCCUCACGGGUUCACACGGAGCCCAGUCAGUUGUUAACAUUAACAAAUAAUCAAGUUUAUUUUUAAAGGCAUGAACAAGCUUAUGGUUUCAGUUAAUUUUUCUUGACAGUUUCUUAAUCUUAGUUUCUUUACUGACCUAUAUGUUCCUAACAACUUCAAACUGAUUAUCCCAACUAUCUAUCUGACUCCACCUAACAGUUCCUCUCACUCUCUCACCACACAACUCGACCAACCCACAGACUUAUGCUCCCUCUUCCUUCUCCAACUCCCAACUCUCAACUGACAUUCACACAACUCCAACUCUCACUCUAACUCCUCCCCUCGGGGUCCCACUGGCCAAUCACGUCACACUCAUUUAACCCUUUCCUUAUGACCCACCUAGGAGACAAACACCACAGCACCCUUGUGAAGAAGACUCUGAAUAUGCUCAGGUGUACCCUGAUAUACGCUAACACACACACACAGCUUUAUGAAUCUAUAUUAAAUGUUUCCCAGGCAUCAAGGGGACUGUGAUGCAUUCGCAGUCCGCGGCGCCGGCGAGCCAGACUCAGUGCUCACAGUGCCAAAUGUACGAGGUGACAGGUGUUAAUGAAGUGAAAGGGCUGUGAAUCCGCUCCAGAACGCCCACGCAUUAGAGACUUAACCACUCUGACUGUUGAAUACUCUAGCAGUUGUGUGUGUGUGUGUGUGUGUGUGUGUGUGUGUGUUCUAGCUGGCUAGUAUCAAAGAUGGGCUGCUGUGAUGCACUGGUGAGUUGUGGCAAUUUUCUUCACGUUGCUACAGCAACAUCGGGGGGUUGUAAUCUAAACGCGGCUUGCUGUUCUAGGGAAUGUAAUUCGUGCUUUGGGUGAGAUUCUGGAUUCAAAUCCCCGACAAGCUGAUAUAACAGCAGGGAGGAAGGGGGAGACGGGAGGUCUAUGCAGGGGGAGGAUCCAUAGCUCAGCGCACGAUCUCAUGCUGUGCAGGCAGAUGGUGCCAGGUUAAAUCAGGGUAGAUGGGUUUAAAUCCAGGUGAUUUAAAUCCCUGCCCUGAACCAGAUUACGUGCAGACCGGUUGCAGUGACCGUUUCAAAAUUUCAGCUUGCGAAUGCUACCCGGAAGAGCGAUCCGAAACCACCCAUCAUUCCUAGAACGUAUGAGCCCUGCUUGAGAAGUCAGGGACCUAGCAGAGGCAACCCACAUUCAGGAUUCGAGCACAAGAGCACUCGCCUCUCCUAUUUCCACAACUGGUAUUACUACUGUAACUCGCUCUACGCGGGGCUGCCCUUGAAACUGUCCCAGAAACUCCAGCAGGUGCAGAAUGCUGCAGCGAGGCUCCUCACGGGGUCCAUGCCAUGGGAGCAUAUUCCCCCAGUGCUGUACCAGUUGCACUGCCUUCCGGUGGAGUAUAGGUGCUGGUUUUGACCUUUAACGCCCUAUGCGGCCUAGGACCCUCAUACUUACAGGACCGCCUCUCCUGGUAUGUCCCACAGAGGACCCUAAAGUCCAUGAAUAAUAAUAGCUUGAAGGUCCCGGGCCCUAAGGAAGCCAGACUAUCCUCCACCAGGGCCAGGGCUUUUUCAGUGACUGCUCCGACCUGGUGGAAUGCUCUGUCCCACGAGACUAGGGCCCUCCAGGACUUGAUCUCCUUCCGCAGGACCUGUAAGACAGAGCUAUUCUGCCUGGCCUUCAGUUUGAAUUAGCCUGAUCCUCUAUUCCAACGGUUCUCAACCUGUGGGUCCCCAGAUGUUGUUGGACUACAACUCCCAUCAUCCCUGAGCUCUGGCCUUGCUAACUAGGGUUGAUGGGAGUUGUAGUUCAACAACAUCUGGGGACCCACAGGUUGAGAAAGGUUGCUGUCUAUUCCCUUUCCUCUUCUAUGAAGAAACCCUUUCUGGGACCCCACAUUUAAAUUAUUCCCUGAUCUCCUUGCUGGCCCUAGUAGGACCAACUUGGCCAGUUAGCCCUGGUGAUUAUUUGAUGUCUACUGACUGGGGUCCCCCCCCCAAAUGACCCCUGAAUUUUGAAUUUUAUUGAUAUUGAUGCUGCCUUUUAUGUUGUAUUUUAUGCUGUUUUAUGCUGUUUUUAAGUCGCAUUUUAGUCAAUGUUUUAUAUUUGCUGUUAGCCACCCUGAACCUGGUUUUUUAAACCAGGAAAGGCGGGGUAUAAAUAAAAUAUUAUUAUUAUUAUUAUUAUUAUUAUUAUUAUUAUUAUUAUUUGAAGCGCUAGUGCCUUGAACGGCGAAGGGAGAACAUAGGCAUCAUAGCUUUGCCCUCCAUUAAUGCAUCCAAUUCGCAUUUAUUUAUUUAUACAUGCAUACAUAUUCGCAUAUAUUUCACUUUUCCUCCAAAGAGCUUAAGGUGGUGAAGGUGGUUCUCUGUUUUUGUGUGUGUGUGUGUGUGUUUGGUAUAUAAUUUUUAUUAAAUUUUCUGUUUUACAAUUUAAAAUACUCGUUUUUACAUCCUUAAGAUAUCAAUGACUUCCCUUCUUCUCUUUCCCUGGUUCAUAUCAUAAAUCUGCAUAUUUUACCAAAAAAACAACCUAUACUAUUCAGUACUGCAUUCUUGCCUCCAUCAAAACUUAUUUAUACUGUUGAAUUUACCUUAACGCUGCCAACGUUUUCAGCUGUACACAGUUAUUUCCCUUAUAUUCAAUAGCCGUUUCCCAAUCUUCUCUAAAGGCAUGUUAUCCAAUAAAACACAUGUUUUCCAAUCUUCUCUAAAGGUGGUUCUCUGCUCUCUGUUUCAGCCUGACAACCACCCUGCGAGGUAGGUUCAGUUUGAGUUAGCCGUGCCCAGCCACUUGAAUAGGUCUACUCUGAGUAGGACUAUAACACUGGAUAAGCAAGCCUUUGAGCAGACCGAGCUCACCGUGCGAGCUUUGUGACUGAGUGCCCAACCCGCAAACCACACUGUCUCUGUUAAAGCUGUCAAAAUUAUUACAUCUUGUGGCAGUGAGUUCCAAAGGCUUAACUCUGCCUACAAGGCAGGUUUCAGUUUCUCUGUGCACGUGCGAAGCUAGUAAGGAACAUUAAAGGAGUUGGACUAGAUGGCUUUGGGGUCCCUUCCAACAGUACACUUCCACGAUCAGUCACUCGAUAGCUAAGUCCGCUGUCCUGUGCACACUUAGUUAGAAGUAAGUUCCUUUGCACAGAGUGGGGUUCUUACAUCUGAGUAAACACGGAAGGGAUGAUCCUGUUGGUGUUCAGCAUAUUCCAUAACCCAGGACUGGUUCCUGCUAGACAUAAUAGUGUUUCUUCACGAAAUGAAAAGUAAAUGUCUUUGCUGUUUGGUUAGCGGAGGCCAUAAAUAUUCAAAAUUUGAAAUAGCACUCCAGAGCUCAGAGAGCUGAGUUGGGGCGAGAGAAGAGGAGAACAGUAUCAGCCGUCUGGGUUCUGCGGAUGAGCCUGGUGAACUGGUGCCUGCCUGGCAGUGUAGUGUAAUGGUCAGAGUGUGGCACGAGGUCUGGGUUCGAAUCCUCGCUUGGCCACAAAGCUCACCAGGUGGCCUUGGGUCAUGACAAGGGAUGUGGAGAAAUGCGGUUCCGUUCCCAUAAAGAGGCAAACUUACCUAAUUUACACCUUGCGAAAAACAAUAUGCAAACCGAAACAUAGCCACUCUUCAAGAUUCACGCUUCUUUGAAUAUUGCAAUGCAGUUUGCCAGCCAAGGAAUUUCUGCCAGAAAGCAUAGAUCAGGGGGGAAAGUAGGCGUGCAAAUGCAUAUAUUGGUGAAAAUAGGGCGAAAAUGCAUUCUGUUAGUGAAAAUUGCUUUGCAAAAAUAAAUAAAUGUGUGUAUUAGGCAACACUGCAUGCAAAAGGCGUAGAUGAAGAGAAAUUCAAACUAAUAUGCUGACAAAUAUUUCAUGCUGACUUUAAGAAACAACAGCAAAACGUUGUGGGAAUGUGGAGAAGUGAACUUAAAACUGGAAAAAAUAAGAAACUGGGAAAAACAAAAAUCAGUAAAUUUGCUCAUCCCCAGCCCUGGCGAACUGUGGCCCAUUAAUUUCAAUGGAUCAGCCCUGAGUUGAUCAUAGUUGUACAUAACCCACAGUCCUUCAGCCGAAUCUACCUCACAGCGUUGUUGUGAGGGUGAAACAGAAAGAGGAAGAAACAAUGCAUGUUGCUUGAAAAACUUGGAGGGAAAUUGUGUCAUAAAUAAAAUAAGUAACGUUUUCAGUUUUCCAAACCAUGGCUAUUUCUUUACAUUCCGAACCAUAGUUUGGAAAAAUCAAAUUGCCCUCUUGUGCACAUAGCUGAAUUGAAUUGCCUUCCCAUUUGAUCAAAUCAUCGUUUGUCAUUACGUCUGAAGCAGCAGAACAACACUGGAGUGAUCCACCCAAACGUUUUGCCGGUUGGGUAUUUUCUUCUCGUUGAUCUUUUUUUUAAGGAAACCCCACACAGAGAAGAGUGGCCCUUGAUUCAGUGUGUUGUGCAUGGUUAUGGUUUAAGAGAUUAUUAGGCUUUAACAUGGUUCCUUUCAUUAAAGGCAGAUUUUUGUUGUUGUUGUUUAAUCGUUUAGUCGUGUCCGACUCUGCCUGACCCCCUGGACCAGAGCACGCCAGGCACUCCUGUCUUCCACUGCCUCCCGCAGUUUGGUCAAACUCAUGCUGGUAGCUUCGAGAACACUGUCCAACCAUCUCGUCCUCUGUCGUUCCCUUCUCCUUGUGCCCUCCAUCUUUCCCAACAUCAGGGUCUUUUCCAGGGAGUCUUCUCUUCUCAUGAGUAUUGGAGCCUCAGCUUCACAAUCUGUCCUGCCAGUGAGCACUCAGGGCUGAUUUCCUUAAGAAUGGAUAGGUUUGAUCUUGCAGUCCAUGGGACUCUCAAGAGUCUCCUCCAGCGCCAUAAUUCAAAAGCAUCCAUUCUUUGGUGAUCAGCCUUCUUUUUAAAGCCAGGUUAUUAUUCAUAUGACCACAACUGCUAGAACUGAUCUUUUAAGUCAUUGAUUUAAAAUUUCAGGCCAGUAUUCAACUGACUAGCUUUGCCAGCAGUAGGACUGUUGCUUGGGUGAUGGCACUGCUCCCUUCUCCACACGCCUGACCCCCCCCAAAAAAUCUGUCCUUAACCCCCCGAAGCAGAUUGGGAAGGAUGAGGGGGAUGUUCACCCUCAUUUUAAAGGCUCUCAAGUUGGAAUGUGCUGUAUAUAGAAGGUCAUCGGAUUUGUUCCUGAAAAAUGUAAGUUUUUAGUCCUCAGGGUUGUGUAAAGGAAAAUAGAAAUCAGAAACACAUGGCCACGGUCUUCUGGAAGGUUAGGCCUAAAACAGCAAGGGGAAGGGCCGUCGCUGAAUGGGAGAGAUGCUUGUUGCAAGUCUGAACCGAGUUUGCAAGGACAUUUACUUGAAUGCACGAACAAGCCUUCUCAUGUCCAAGAGGGAAAUGAGCCAAGGGCAUGUGGCUGACAUACAUACAUACUCCCACCCCUCCACACAUGUUUGCCCUCACCGUGUCAAGGCUGAGCACCCAGAGGGGGCUUUGUAUGACGUCACAAAUCCAGUUCAGAGCGAGGGUCGUGCUUCUGACCCUCACUCUGAAUGGGCAAACGGCUUUCCCUCUGCUGAAUCGCAGAGAUGUUUGUAUUGCAAUGGGGCAAAAGUCUUAGGUGAAAAUCUCCCUACACUGAUAUUUGAGGGACGCAGGUGGUGCUGUGGGUUAAACCAUAGAGCCUAGGGCUUGCCGAUCAGAAGGUCGGUGGUUCGAAUCCCCAUGACGGGGUGAGCUCCUGUUGCUCGGUCCCUGCUCCUGCCAACCUAGCAGUUCAAAAACACGUCAAAGUGCAAGUAGAUAAAUAGGUACCACUGUGGCGGGAAGGUAAACGGUGUUUCCGUGCACUGCUCUGGUUCGCCAGAAGUGGCUUAGUCAUGCUGGCCACAUGACCCAGAAGCUGUACGCCGGCUCCCUUGGCCAAUAAAACGAGAUGAGCGCCACAACCCCAGAGUUGGCCACGACUGGACCUAAUGGUCAGGGGUCCUUUACACUGAUAUUUGGUAGCAGAUGAUGGAAAAAAUCCCGUUCCUUGAGACCCUGCAGAAUCAACCAGACAGUUGUGAGCUAGACGGACCAGUGGUCCGGCUUGCUAUAAAGCAGCUCUCUGCAUCCCCAUCCUUUAAGACUUUCCUUUGCCUGCAAAAAGAGAUUUUCUUCCAGGGCCGCAGCAUUGCAGCAUCUCCCCGGCAUGAAACCACAUCACGAGGCAAGCAGCGGGAGAACAUUUGAUAUUCAGUCCCCAAUUAGGGCUCUCUUCUCUCCACUUUUAUUUUUUUAUUUUUUUGGCAAGCAGCUGAACGAUUCCUGAGCGCUGCCCUUCCCCUGGUAGCUGCAGAGAGGUGGCUUCGAGGCAAAGGGGUUUUCAAAACAUUCAGUGUGCGAAACCAGGAGGGAGAGCGGGGAGGGAGACUGGAUCAUCAGCCCCCUCCUGGCCCUGUGCUUUGCAUGUUCUUGUCCCUCAGGAGGAGGGAAGCCAAAUGGAAUGAGGUGGCCAUUAGCUAGAGCUGCUUCUGCAUCAGGUCUGAAUGAAUAAGAUACAGACAGAGCCCUUCGCUUUGUGCAAUGCCUUGCUUGAGUACGGCCCAGUUCUCAUCGCAGGGCUAAGUGUGGAGACGAGGACUCACACGUGUAAAUGCAGUUCUGUAAAAUUAAAACAACGCCCAAAUCUCUGCAUAUAGAAAACUAGCAUGUAAGAAAGAAGAGCCCUUUAAUAAUAAUAAUAAUUUAUUAUUUAUACCCCGCCCAUCUGGUUGGGCUUCCCCAGCCACUCUGGGUGGCUUCCAACAAAAUAUUAAAAUACAGUAAUGCAUCAAAAAUUAAAAGCUUCCCUGAACAGGGCUGCCUUCAGAUGUCUUCUAAAAGUCUGGUAGUAGUUGUUCUCUUUGACAUCUGGUGGGAGAGUGUUCCACACGGCGGGCGCCACUACCGAGAAGGCCCUCUUCCUGGUUCCCUGUAACUUGCCUUCUCGCAGCGAGGGAACCGCCAGAAGGCCCUCGGCGCUGGACCUCAGUGUCCAGGUAGAACGAUGGGGGUGGAGAUGCUCCUUCAGAUAUACUGGACCGAGCACAUUGCAGUAGUCCAAGUGAGAGAUGACCAGAGCAUGCAUCACUCUGGUAAGGCAGUCCGUGGGCAGAUAGGGUCUCAGCCUACAUACCAGAUGGAACUUUGCUUUCUCACUGACACUCUAGAUUUCUCAGUGCAGGGAUUUUUCUUGGAUGGAGGAGGAUUCGGUGAGGUGAACCAUCACCCCCUUCCCGGCAAUUUGAUGUGGUAUAGUCCAAACACACUCUAAUCACCCAAGUAAGAGCUAGGCCUUAGCAGCAUCACCAGCAAUUUAGUGCAGGGGAUGGAGAAGUGAAGAGAAUAUAUAACAUUUCUUGGUAGCCCCUUACCUAAUUUCAGUUUCUAUAAAGAUUCAAGCUAUAUUCCCUGAUUCCAGGUGUCUGGAGGGUGUCCAUGGUACUUGGUGGCUAGCGUAGCACACUGCACAUGCUCAGAGGUGCCCCAUCUUUAUUCAAGGCCCUGGGGGACUUGACAUCUUUCCACAGGGCCUGCAAGACAGAGCUGUUCCGCCUGGCCUUUGGUUUGGAUUCAGUCUGACCCUUAUGUUUCCCUCCCCUUAUGGUUUUGAUCUAUGGGCUACUAUUAAAAUGAGUCUGCAGUUUAAAUUGCAUUUUAACUUGUAUUUUAAAUUGGUUCCCCCCCCCCAUUAUGUUUUUACUGUAAUUUUACUGGUAUUAGCCACCCUGAGCGGGGAGGACGGGGUAUAAAUAAAAUCUAUUAUUAUUAUUAUUACUCUCACCUCAAUCUCCUCCUAAUCUUCAGGCAGGAGAGGUACCCAUCUGAAAUCUGAGUGGAAGGAAGCAGGAAAUAAUGUGAGGAAAUGCGCAAAGUUUCACCUGGCAGGUUGCCCCUUCUCUGAUGUUGUUGCCCUGGGAAAUGCACAGGGGCACAGCCUUGUUUCUUCCUUGCUUAAGGGAGACACCAGAAACUUUGCAACAAGUAGUCGCUCAUUAUUGUAGCCAUUCGCCAGCUUCCACUCAGACCUAUUUGCUUGUCUAUCAACCACAACAGUUCAGCUAGGGAAAGGGGCAAGUGAUGGAUGCCACACUUUGGAAACCUGGGGUGUAUGGAGGUGAGCAACUAGCUAGUGAAACUGCCUGGAAAUACAACCAAUUGCAAUGGUAGAACUUGAGGAAACAGGAAUGUACUCUUCAAAGUUUGGACUAGGUUUGGACCUACCCGAUCGAUCCACAUUUUCUGAAACAAUAUGAAAUUGGGCAUCCUUCAGAAUUUUCACUUCUCUGAAUUUUGCAGCAUAGUUCUCUACUCAAGUAAUGGGUACAAAAAUGCCUGUAUUAGUGAAAAUAACAUUGAAAAACACAUUGUUUUCCGGGAAAUUGCAUUGCAAAAAUUUGUAUAUUGGGUAAAAUUGCGUACAAAAGUGUGUGUAUCAGGAGAAAUUCACACCAAAAUGUGGGUGACUUUUCAUGAGGAUUAAAUAAAUAAGGUAAAGGUAAAGGGACCCCUGACCAUUAGGUCCAGUCGUGACCGACUCUGGGGUUGCGGCGCUCAUCUCGCUUUAUUGGCCGAGGCAGCCGGCAUACAGCUUCCAGGUCAUGUGGCCAGCAUGACUAAGCCGCUUCUGGCAAACCAGAGCAGCGCACGGAAACACCAUUUACCUUCCCGCCGGAGCGGUACCUAUUUAUCUACUUGCACUUUGACGUGCUUUCGAACUGCUAGGUUGGCAGGAGCAGGGACCGAGCAAUGGGAGCUCACUCCAUUGCGAGGAUUCAAACUGCUGACCUUCUGAUCGGCAAGCCCUAGGCUCUGUGGUUUAACCCACAAACUGAAGUGGAAGUGGAGAAAGAGAAAGAGAACGAGAGAGAGAGAGAGACUGACAGAGUCACCCACUUCCCCAAUAUCUCAUCUGGCCAGGAGAAGGGGAAUAUUUUCCUGAUUUCAGGCAGGUCCUGCUUGGUUUAAUUUAGGCUUAAUGGGAGGUUAUGCAAAGGUUACCUGAAGGCUGAAUGAGAUUAGGACCACCCAAGAGGUGUCAAGCCUCUUGAGACUUUCUGAGUAAGGAUUCCUUAAAACUAAGCCAGGGAAAUGAGGGACUGGAGAUUUAUGCAUGAGCCUAACAGGGAUUAUGGACACCUGCAUCUUUUUGUCUCAAUAAAUUUAGGGGCUUUUGCGAGGCCAUUUGUUUGCUGUCUUUAAUAAAAACUCAGAUUGAAAGCGAAGCUUACUAGACUCCUAGAGCAAUCCUCUGCAAUGCAGGAAUCCCGGCUGAAAAAUCCCUGGCAGAUGGCCCUCCAAACCUCUGAAGGAGGAGAGCCCACCAUCUCCCAGGGUAGCCCAUUCCACUGUCAAAGAGCUCCUACCACCAGAAAGUUCUUCCUAAUGGUUCAUCUCAUAACUUGGAUCCAUUGAUGGGGGGUCCCACCCUCUGGAGCAGCAAAGAAACAAACAAGCUCGCUCCAUCUUCCUUGUGACUGCCCUUCAGAUAUUUUUUUUUUAUUAUUAUUAUUAUUAUUAUUAUUAUUAUUAUUAUUAUUAUUAUCAUUAUCAUCAUCAUCAUAAAUCAUUUUUAUUGAUUUUCCAAUAAAAAACAUCCAAUUAAACAUCCAAUCAUAAUACUUCAAUUAAAAUAAAAACCUAAAAUAAAAAAGAUCAAAUUAUAGUCCAAAUUAUAUUUAUUAAUUUCUUGGGGCUCUCCACGGUCUGGAUCUCUGGAGCAUAUCUCCACAUCUUAGUCCUGCUUCUCCUGUUGUUUCCAUAUUUUCCACAUCUUGAAUUAUGAAGCGUUAAAAUCAAGCCCUUCAGACAUUUAAAAUGGUCACUGCACCGGUUGGGCAGAAUCAAGGUGGUUAUAUGCCCUACUUUACUUUACUUUACUUUACUUUACUUUACUUUACUUUACUUUACUUUACUUUACUUUACUUUACUUGAAAGAACCCUGUAUUUGAAGGAAUGUCUGGAAUGAGUCUGAUUUAUGUAUAAAGAACCCUGAGAAGUGAGAGCGGGCAUGUGUGUGUGCUGGUUUGUCAACUCCAGGGGGUCGAGGUGUCAAACAAAUUUUUGUUUGAAGAGGGCUUGGCCCCCUCAAUGUUGAGGGGGCCAGGUAUGAGUGCUCAGCCUCCUCCAGAGGAUGUGACGUCAUGGAAGGCUGCACUGGCCUAUCAGGAGAUGCUGAGGGGACUGGCACAGCCUGGCAGAAGGUCGCACCAGCCUGUACAGUGUUGGUUGACUUGUGCAACAUCACAUGAUGUACUGAGUUGAAUAGGAUCCAAAAUGCAGCAGUCUGAUUGGUCCUAGAACAAUAGGAUUCAGAAUGCAGCAGUCUGAUUGGUCCUAGAACAAUAGGAUUCAGAAUGCAGCAGUCUGAUUGGUCCUAGAACAAUAGGAUUCAGAAUGCAGCAGUCUGAUUGGUCCUAGAAAAAUAGGAUUCAGCAGUCUGAUUGGUCCUAGAACAAUAAGAUCCAGAAUGCAGCAGUCUGAUUGGUCCACGGGAGCCACCCAAUCCAGCUCCAGGUGGAAGUGAAUCCGGAACCUGAUUGGCCUACAGGAGAAUCCCGGAAUUAACCAAUCACGGGGGGCCCAUUGUGUAAAUAAUGUAUAUAAAGCAGACAUUCUGGGGGAACUUCCAUUCCUCCUCACCGCUAUGAGCUGAAUAAAGGGCAUGAAAUCCACUCUCGACUCCGAGUAUAUUUCUAAGUGCUUAAUCAAGGGAGAGGUAGGAUGUUGGUAGUGGGUGCGGGGCUUAAAGUUGGCUAUCAGCACAGUGGGCAUUGAGUCCUUUGUUGGUGCCUAGGGCAUGUGUAUGCACAAGGCAGGACCAGGGGCUUGGCACGGAGGGUGAACAAAAUCCACUGUGCCAGCCCAACCCUUACCGCCACUGCUGGGCAGGUGUGGGGCACAGAGCGUUCACAGGGCAGUGCUGUGCCACCUGCCUGCGUACCCAUGCAAGGGGGAGCCUGGUCAGCUGAUGCGGCCGUUGGCGGGCGCACUCCCCAACACUGACCGCAUAACCAUUCAGUGAGGGGGCAGGGGGCGCGAUGCUAAGGCCAGGCUGGGCGCUGGGGCCCAGAGACUUCUGACGGCAAUCAGGGUGGGGAUCCUGGGACAACAUCUAUCUCGCCCCCCCUCCAAAUCAUGCGCCCGGGGCUGUGGGCCCCCAUGCUACGGCCCUAUGUAAGCAUUUAGCAGAAACUCUACAGCAGACUGAGUAGCUUUGCCCCUCCCAUGGUGAAAGGUAUUGCGUUUCUGUUCAAAGUGAGUCGCUCUCUCAUGAGUGUACCCUCUAAUAAUAAUAAUAAUAAUAAUAAUAAUAAUAAUUUAUUAUUUAUACCCCGCCCAUCUGGCUGGGCUUCCCCAGCCACUCUGGGCGGCUUCCAAAAAAAUAUCAAAAUACUGUAAUACAUCAAACAUUAAAUGCUUCCCUAAACAGGGCUGCCUUCAGAUGUCUUCUAAAAGUCCGGUAGUUGUUGUUCUCUUUGACAUCUGGUGGGAGGGCGUUCCACAGGGAGGGCUCCACUACUGAGAAGGCCCUCUGUCUGGUUCCCUGUAACUUGGCUUCUCGCAGUGAGGGAACCACCAGAAGGCCCUCAGAGCUGGACCUCAGUGUCCGGGUAGAAUGAUGGGGGUGGAGACGCUCUUUCAGGUAUACUGGGCCGAGGCUGUUUAGGGCUUUAAAGGUCAGCACCAACACUUUGAAUUGAAUGAAUUUAUUAAUAAGGUCACAGACCAGCGUCAACACACAAUAUCACAGAUCAUAAAAAAAAAAUCUAAAAUACAGAGGACAAUAUGAGUAUAACAAGCAUUUAAAUAUAAAAAAUUAAAAUUAAUUAUUAGCGUGCCCCCUUAUUAGCGUAAUUAACAUUUGGGGGUUUGGUCAUUAUGGGAUACCACUUGCUUCCUGCGAUUAAUUGCAGACGCACAGAAUUUGGCUACAUUUAAUGUAGUCUUGAGAUUCUUGUCCUCUAGCAGUAGUUUUAGACUAUGGUGUUCCGAUUCUUUCCUGGACUUUUGCAAAACAGGUGUAAUAAAAGCCAAACGUAUAUCCUCAUAAAGACGACAACGUAAUAGUACAUGUGAAGCAGUUUCAACUUCCAGCGAGCCACAGGGGCAGACCCGUGCUGUGUAUGGUUUACCCUCAAAUCUGCCCUGAAGUAAGGCAGAAGGGAGAACGUUGAAUCUGGUGAGGGUAAAAGACCGUCUGUAUUUGGGUACCUGAAGACCUGACAGAUAGUUAGCUGGAGAGAAACCUCUCCCAUGGUCCCUUAUUGCUGGAUGUUUGAUCAUUUCGCUCAUGUGGCAUUGUAAUUCUACGUCACUUUGAAUUGUGCUCGGAAACGUACUGGGAGCCAAUGUAGGACUUUCAAGACCGGUGUUAUAUGGUCUCGGCGGCCGCUCCCAGUCACCAGUCUUUCGCACCAGCACUUGUGCACAGCUUCUACCUGGGCCCAGCAUGACAUGUGAACAAGCCUUGGGUUGCGCAGAGCACCUCUGACCGUCCUCCCGCCUUUUCCCUUCCAGGCGCUCCUUUUCAAAGGUCUCAGCAUCCUCAUGCUACCUCCUGUCGGCACUUCCACCUGGGCCCCCAGCCUCAGAUUUCCACAGACUUCCCCCUGCCUCACGCCGUCCAGCCUCACAUGGCAACCGCGCACCAGCACGGAGGCCCCCUGCACCCGCCCCUGCCGCCUCUGCCUGCCCUGCCAUUCCAGGAAGUGACGGGACCCUCUUUCCUACCUCAGGCCCUUCACCAGCAAUACCUCCUCCAGCAGCAGCUCCUCGAGGCCCAGCACCGCAGACUCAUGCCUCAUCCCAGGUGAGCAAGCAUCUCCACCAUCAGCCAAGAUCAUGAAUGUGACCAGUUUGGGACAUUCUAACAGCCAAUGUCUUCCACGUGCUGUUGGACUCUUCUGAGCCCAUUAGCCCCAGCCAACGUGGCCAACGGAUUGUGCGAGUUGCAGUUCUGCUUUUGUAAUAUAUAUAUAUCCCUGCAUGCAGAAAGCUAGCACAUCAGGGACAUUAUUUCUACUGUAGCCUUCUUCCUGAUGCCUUAGCUCUCCAUGGCACCCUGCCUCCCCACCAGGGGAGAAUGGGUGAGGGAAGAUCUACAGGAAAGAAAGAUAGACAUCUCCCUGCCCUGGUGGAUAUUGCCGCCUGAGGCAGUUGCCUCACCUUGACUCAUGAGUGAGGCGGCCCUGACUACAGCUCCUAUCAAUCUGUACCAUUAACUAAGCUGCCUGGGGUUGUGGUGCCACAAAAUCUGGGGACCUAAGGUUGAAGAACACUGUUUUAGUCCAAUCCCCUGCCAAGGCAGGAAACCCACUGCUGAUGCAUCCUUUGUUCCCCUCAAAAACCUUUAGCAAAGGUGGGUGGAUUUCAAAGGCUGUAAGUUAAAUCAGUGGAGGAUGGGCUUAUCUACGGCUGCCUGCCAUAAUACCUAAGCAUUGCUAGUUUUACGACUGACACCCAAUUUGUGUGUCAUUCCCACUCCCCACCCACAUGGGGCAGCAUCCUCCAAAGGGUCAACUGAUAUUUGUUUUUAAUUUGUUUUUGCUUUUGAGUUGCUUUUAACGUUUCAUGAUUUUAUUGUUUGGCUUUAUAUUUUUACGUUGUUGCAAAUCCCUGCCAUAAUUUUUUUUAAUGAUACAGUGAUGUAUAAAUAAAUAAAAAAAUUUAACGUAAGCAUGCAGCACCCUGCGCUUUCCCUGCUUCUGCGGGCUGAAGUGGUGCCAUCUAGGAAAAAACAAACCCUUUACUACUUAAUUCUGGUAUAUAGCAGGUCUGGGAGGAACUUGUUGCCCUCCAGAUACUGAUGGACUCUCACCUGCCACAGUCAGUAUGGACAACAGUCAGGAAAGAUGGGAGAUGUUCUCCAACAACAUCUGGAGGGCCAUUGGUUCCUCAUCCCUGGCCUAAAAUCUCGAAACUCUAUGCACAGCAACAGUAUACAUAAAAUGGGGUCAAACCACAGGGUGUCUGUCUCUAGAACAGUGGUUCCCAAUCUUUUUUUGGCCAUGCCCCACCUAAAAAGUAAAGGUAAAGGGACCCCUGACCAUUAGGUCCAGUCAUGACCGACUCUGGGGUUGCGGCGCUUAUCUCGCUCUAUAGGCCAAGGGAGCCGGCAUUUGUCCACAGGCAGCUUCCGGGUCAUGUGGCCAGCAUGACUAAGCCGCUUCUGGUGAACCAGAGCAGCACAUGGAAAUGCCGUUUACCUUUCCGCCGGAGCGGUACCUAUUUAUCUACUUGCACUUUGAGGUGCUUUUGAAUUGCUAGGUUGGCAGGAGCAGGGACCGAGCAACGGGGGCUCACCCCAUCACGGGGAUUCAAACCGCCGACCUUCCGAUCAGCAAGCCCUAGGCUCUGUGGUUUAACCCACAGCGCCACCCAAGCACCUCUAAAAUCCUGAUUCCACCCCCUCCCCUGUAAAAUAUAAUUCUUAUUAUUCAUAAAGUGAACUCCUACUCACAUGGAGGAAACCUAAAAGGCCAUUAACUUGGUCUAAACAAGCUUCAAAAUUGCCCCCCUUAAAAAUCAAAUUGCCCCCCUGUGGGGCAUGUGCCUCACAUUGGGAACCAUGGCUCUAGAGUGUCCCUACUUCUGUGAGCUUUGAGGAGGCAUCUGCUUGGUCAACCUUGAAACCACUGUCUCACUCAAGUACCUGGACCUUCUGUGUAAGCAAUUCAUAUGUAUUGCAGCCUCACCCUUCCUCCAGAUGUUGUCAGACUACAACUCCCAGCAUCCCCAGCCAGCAUGGCACAAUUGUCAGGGUUGCCGGAUGCUGUAGAACGUUGGGAAGACACUAGCUUGGGAAAGGCUGUCGUUAAUACUUUGUCCAAUCUGUGAAUACACUCUAUUGACUCGAAUGCUUUGUCUGCAGGUCACCAUUAAGCUCUGUGCAGGCAACUGAUCCAGGGUGAGUGAAGAUGCGUGUGCAUGCAUGUGUGCAUGCGUGAGUUGGUGAGGUGGGCAAGGAAGUGUGACUAAAUCUGCAGACACAGCCCUAUUUGCAUUCAGUAUACUCAGAACAUCAGAAGACAUGGACCAGCCAUGCAUUUUGCCUUCUGCCGUUUAUGCAGAAACUCAAUGCAAGCUGAGUUAAUGGUAUAGCAUCCCAUUGCGCUUUGAAUAUAGGCUUGUGCAUGCUUGACAGCCCUCCAUUUCGCAGGGUUCCUGAGCGCAUGAUCAGAGCCAGUGUUCACACCUUUGGGUUUGUUUUCACAGGCUGAAUGUGUGUAGCUCAUGAACGAUGGGGAAAGGCAAUAUCUCAAUAGUAGAGUGCAUGCUUAUCAUGCAGUUCAAUUCUGGACAUCUCCAGUUAUUUAUUUUUUUAAAUCCAGAAGCAUAGCUCUCUCUCCCCUGCUGCCCCCCCCCCGGAGUCAUUGCCAGUCAGAACAGAUCAACCUUCACCAACUGUGCUCUAGUUGUUAUUGAAACCCAUCUCCCGUCACCCAGCCUGGUCAAAUUGUAGUCCAAGGGCACCCAAUUGGGGAAGGCUAGAGGGCUAGACAAUACAGUCAUACCUCAUGUUACGUUUGCUUCAGGUUGCGCAUUUUCAGGUUGUGUCCCGCGGCAACCUGGAAGUACUGGAAAGGGUUACUUCUGGGUUUUGCUGCUCGCGCAUGCGCAGAAGCAGUGAAUCGCGACCUACACGUGCGCAGACGCGGGUUGUGUUCUUUUCAGGUUGUGAACGGGCCUCCGGAACGGAUCCCGUUCGCAACCAGAGGUACCACCAUACUGGACAAGGGAGGCAAGAACAUAAAAAUAGCCUGCUGGAUCAGCCCAAUGGCUCAACUAGUCCAGCAUUUUGUUCUCACAGUGGCCAAUCAGAUGCCUGUCGGAAGCCUGCAAACAGGACCCAAACAUUUCCCCUCCUGCAGUUUCUGGCAACUGAUAUGCAGAAGCACUCAGUCUGGAUGAAGAGCAUAGACAUCAUAGCUAGUAGCCAUCAAUAGCCUUUUCCAUGAAUUUGCCAUGGCCAUAAUUGCCUCCCAUGGGAGCAAAUUCCAUAGCUGCUUCCUAUGACCCUGAUCCCCCAACCCCGUGCAUUCAUGGACCCUGAAUCAGUUGUCUGAACAGGGUUAUCAGUGUUGCUUUGGAUGCAGGAUUCAGAACCUUGGGGGUGGGUGUCAAACAUGAGCCUCUUUCGCUCACCUUUCUUCCUCAACCCUGCAGGCGGACUCAGGAGCGUAUCUCUGUCCAACCUCAUCGGUUACAUCCAAGCUUCGAAUUUGGCCAUCAACUGCAGACUCCUCAACCCAUGGGCCCCCAGCCCAGAUAUUUAGCGGAAGGAACAGACUGGUAAGUCAUUCCUUGCUGUGACAACUGGGGUGAAAUCAGGUGCGGAGCAAGGUGGGGGCGAUGGGGGUGGACUGCCCUGGGUGUCAUUACCGAGGUGGGUGACAUUUGGCGCGCCGCACGCCUGCGACUCCCGCCUACCCUGAGCCAUGAGGGGAAGGGGAUUAGUUGCACCGCAUUUCGCUGCUUUGUUUUGACAGCCCUGCGCUGCCUGGCUGCUGGAGGAGGCAUGCAGGCAAGCUCAACAACAUAGGCCAAGCAUUCACUAAAAAAGGCUUUGGUCAAUCCUUCCCCCCAACAACUCCUGGCAAUGACAAUGAGUAGAUCACAGCCAGUCUUUUUAUACUCUGAGUAGAUCACAGUCCCUUGGGAGUCCAACUAGAUUUCAAUGUGUGUGGGAGGGGGGAUGACAAGAAAUUUUCCGUACCGGGUACCACCUGACCUUGCUACGCCACUGGGUGAAAUAGAAGUCUUGUGAUACCAGUUCCCGUGAGGAACGGUUGAAGGAGCUGGGCAUGUGUAUAGCAUGGAGAAUGGAAGACUAACAGGAAACAUGAUGGCAAUGUUCAAAUAUCUGAAGGGUGUCAUGCAACAGUAGUUUAGUGGCAAAUUCAGAAGUGCAGGAUCCCUUAAUGAGAGUCACACAACAACACCCCCUCACAGUCACACCCCGUUCUAAGACCAUGCAGCCUUCUAAGACAAUACAGUGUGAUGAUGAUAAUAAUAAUAAUAAUAAUAAUAAUAAUAAUAAUAAUAAUAAAUGCAUUACCAUAAUCAGUGCAAAUUGAUGCUUUUGAAUUAUGGUGCUGGAGGAGACUCUUGAGAGUCCCAUGGACUGCAAGAAGAUCAAACUGAUCCAUUCUGAAGGAAAUCAGCCCUGAGUGCUCACUGGAAGGACAGAUCGUGAAGCUGAGGCUCCAAUACUUUGGCCACCUCAUGAGAAGAGAAGACUCCCUGGAAAAGACCCUGAUGUUGGGAAAGAUGGAGGGCACAAGGAGAAGGGGACGACGGAGGACGAGAUGGUUGGACAGUGUUCUCAAAGCUACCAGCAUGAGUUUGACUAAACUGCGGGAGGCAGUGGAAGACAGAUGUGCCUGGCGUGCUCUGGUCCAUGGGGUCACGAAGAGUCAGACAUGACUAAACGCCUAAACAACAACAACAACAAAUCAGUGCAAAGCACCAUGUAUUGCCUUUCAGCAAGACCUAUUAUUUGCACAUACAUUGGCAAAUUAUUUGGAGUGCACGAGUAUCUUCAGUUGGAGUGACUUAAGUUGUCAUUUUCUUGUUGUUCCAUUAUACAUGACAGAACUUGCACACCGUUGUCUUGAAAUGGAAGCACCUUGUGUUCUCAGUGCCCCAUAAUGCUUAGCACCAGAGCUUUCUCUCAAUAUUCUUCCAGUGCUCCUUCUUCUGAGUUACCCUAGGAGCCAAUCCACAGUGGCCGAUUUACCUCCUUUUACUCUUAAAAAAUUACAAAGUCAUUGUUUAAGCCUCGGUGACUCAAAAGCUCCCCUUUCAUGCUGAUUGGGCAGCUGUAGGGCUAUGGAGACAGGGACCCUGCUGCAGAAAUAGUACUGAGUCUUCCACCUUUCGCAACCCUCAACCACCACCACACCUUUGUCUGCAGAAGAUGGAGCAGACUAGUUCUGUGUUGUUUCAAAUAGCAGAGUGGUUUAACCAUCAACCCCUCUUCCCAGGGAACUCUGGGAAUUGUAGUUCUGGAAGGGGGAAUCUGAGUCUUCUAACAACUCUCAGCACCCAUUAACAAACCACAGCUCCCAGAAUUCUUUGGCUCUUUAAAGAGUUAUCAUAGUUCUUUAAAUGUAUGGUAUGAAUGUGGCCUUCAUGUUGCCUUUGUAGAAGUUCAUAGGGAGGAAGAUGGGGAUAAAAACAGAACUGGCUGACUCCACCUAUGGUUGGCUUCUUACUUUUCUUUUUUCUUUCUUUCUUUUUUCUAAUAAUUUUUUUAUUCAUUUUUAUUUUUCAUUCAUUACAUACACCUGAAAUUCUUAACCUUCACUAUAUAUUCCUUCCUCCUUCCCCUCCUAGGCUUCCCCCAACUUCCGCUUCUGGUUUGUUUCUCUUUUCGCCCACUUUGCUACCUCCUAACAGAAAAAGUUAUUAAUAACAUAACAUCAAACCUAAAAACAUAAAAGUAAAGACACCAUAAUAUUUCUCUAUCUUCUAAACAUUUUCUAAUACUAAUAAUGUGAAUGUUUAUUUAAAUCCUGCCAUCAAGUCUAUCAACUUUCUUUGUUUCUGCAAGUAUGCUAUAAAUGGUUCCCAUUCUUUUUCAAAAUUGUUGUUGUCUUUUUCUCUUAGUCUGUCUGUCAUUUUUGCCAGUUCUACAUAGUUCAUCAACUUCUCUUGCCGCUGUUUCUAAAUUGGUAUUUCUCCAGUCUUCCAAUUUUGUGCAAUCAACAUUCUUGCUGCUGGAGUGGCAUACAUAAAUAAAGUCCUCUUUUCUUUUGGUAUAUCUUGGCCUAAAAUACCUAGUAAGAAGGCUUCUGGGUUUUUUUACAGAAGUUAUUUUCAACAUUUUCUUCAAUUCAUUAUAUGUCAUUUCCCAAUAGGCUUUUACCUUUUUACAACCCCACCACAUAUGAUAGAACGUACCUUCUGUUUCACAUCUCCAACACUCUUUCUUUCCAUUUUUAUACAUUUUUGCCAGUUUAACCGGUGACAGAUACCAUCUAUACAUCAUUUUCAUAUAGUUCUCUCUCAGCUUCUUUCUUUUUUUCUUUUUUCUUUCUUUUCUGCCCUACCAGUCUCAACGGGCAUCAGACACCACUGGGAGGAAGAGGAGGGAAAGACUAUUGGCACACCUUUUACACUAAUUUGAGCUUGUUUUGCACAGGAUCUCAGAAUCCUUUCCACAUACAGGACCAAGUGCGGAUUCUGUGGAAAAGGCCAACAAGCAGAGAAGUUAGAUGUUCAUUGCAGAAUAUCAACAUCCUGUUUUAAUUUACGUAUUUUUCACUCCAUAAGAUGCACCUGACCAUAAGACGCACCUAGUUUUUAGAGGAGGAAAGGGGGAAAGCUCAAUUUUGGGGGGAUCAGCUCACAGUUGUGCAGCUUCUUUUGCAAAGAGGGAAAAGCCCUGUUUUUUUGAGGAUCAGCUCAAAGUUGUUGAGCUUACUUUGCAAAGGGAAAAAAUCCUGUUUUUAUGGGGUUCAACUCACAGUUCUGCAGCUUCUUUAGGAAAGGAAAGGGAGCCGUUUCUACAGUUUCCAGACAGAUAAUCUAAUCAGCCAUUCACAUGUCACUGGGGAAACAAACAGCCUCCGUCUGCAGAACAUUCAACAAUGGAGGCCUGGGCAAGGGGGCGGGGCCAGAAAGGGAGCCAGCGAUCAACCAUACAUUAGCUCCAUAAGACGCACAGACAUUUCCCCUUACUUUUUAGGAGGGAAAAAGUGCAUCUUAUGGAGCGAAAAAUAUGGUAACAAUCACACCCUACUUUUUACAUUUAAUUGACUGUGCUGUUUUCUCCUUCUCUUGACCACCGGUGCUUCGAAACUCCACAGGGUUAACGUAUAUACCAACCAAACUCUGAACUAUUUGGAUGAGUCACCAUGCCUCCGGGCUCAUGUUCCUUCUAUCCGGUGAAAGAUAUAAAAACAGCAUUAGCCAUUGGGUUUGAACUCAAAGUGUAUGUGUGUUGGGAAGGGGGUGGCGGAAUGGGAGACUUUUUAUAAAAAACGUUGCACAAUGCCUGAAAGCGAUUCGUAUUUCUGCAUCCUUCCAGGGAUCUCAGCGUCGAUGCUGGCCUAACUCACAACCAGUUCCAGGUCAGGCCAGUUCCACAACAUUAUCAGCAUUACUUAGCGACACAACGAAUGCAGCAUUUUCCCCGGAACACGUCCUCAACGCAGAUGGUAAGCAAAGCGGGAGUUGCUGGGGGCCGGCUUGAAGCCUGGCUUAGACCAACAGCAUAGUAACCAGAGUUUGGUGAUGGAGCACAUCUUCUGCGUGCAGAAAGCCCCAAAUAUUAUCCCUAGCAUUUCCAGCUCAAGUGUGCUGGUCCCGAGGGUUAACCGUGCGGCAAGGUCCGAGUCCAGUCCAAGGUCGAGGGUGCGGUGUGGAAGCUGUCCGUCAAAGCUGAAGCAGGGUCCAAGGCAGGGAGUUGGGUGAGGUCAGGAACUCUGGCACAAGAGCAGGACAGGGUGCAGGCAGGAACAGGCUACCAACAAUGUUGCUCCCGCAACCUGGGACUGGGGCUGGCUGGCUUUUAUCUGCCCCGAGGCAUAGGGUGGCCCUGGUCCACAGGUGACUCGCCUCUCCUGGCCUGGAGGUGAGCACUCCUCCUGAGAGAACUUAGUUCCCUCCGCCUCUCUGCCCUGAGCCUCUGCAGCUCAGGAGAGGCUGGAGGGUUACGAGACCCAGAGGCAACCUCAGCUUCCCCUGACGGGGCUGAGAGUGGAGCACCUGCAGGCAACGGGUCCUCCAUCACCUCAGGAGCCAGAGCAGGCUCAGCUGGUGCCUGUGAUCCAGCACAGGUGAGGACCCUUCAAGCUCAAGCCCCAGCCCCGGCUCAGCUGGUUCUGGAGGCGGGGACACCUGUGCAGGCUGGGAUUCCUUAGGUUCAUCACAUCAGGGCUCAUUUGAUCCUUGAGAGCCAUCGCCAGUCAGCUUAGGCGAUACCAGCCUAUAAGGGCCAGUGGUCUGACUCUGCUUAAGGGAUCUUAAUGAGUUCUUAAUCUGUUCUUGGACUGCUUGAAUGAAUGAUGCUUCCCAGCUUGGAAAUACAAAACUCGGCAGCUCAUAGGGUUAGCAUCUGAAUGUUCUUACCCGGCUCAGAUUUCUGCCUCUCUCCUGCCCAAACCCCUACUUUCCUCUCACCCAAUCUUCUCUUUUUGCUGCUUUGGUAAUAGUGUUGGGAUGGCAGGAGAUACUACCCCAUCUCUCCCCUUCCCACUCUGUGAGCAGCCUGGCAUGCAAGAUUGGGCUGCUGACAACGCUCGCCUCUGAGUUCUUCUCUGGCUCAGAUUUUAAUCUGUGCUGGAGAAGUACCGUAUUUUUCACUCUAUAAGAUGCAUCCGACCAUAAAACGCACCUAGUUUUAGAGGAGGAGAACAAGGAAAAAAAAUUCUCUCCCUCCGCCUCCCUUGUGGGGGUGCCCUGUCCCCUCUUUCAGUCUCUGGCACUGGACAUGCACCAAUGCUUGGGAACUAAGCUACAGUAGCAUUGGGAAACAUAGUUUCCCCAUUGCUACUGACGCAUUCCCAUGCGGAAAAUGAUCUGUGCCUUAAAAACCAGCAUAUCAGGAAAAAGUCUAUGCCAGAACCCUUCUUCCUGACAUGUUAGUUUUCUAUGCGGAGGUGACAGGAACAUUUAAUCAUGUGAUUUCUCCAUCUGCCAUUUGGAGUGGUACAGUCCAGGGAUAGUUUUACGACACAAUCUGCUGUCUGUGUAGACCGGGCCUGAGUCACUGUCUGGGGGAAGGCAGUCAAAAUACAGGCGUCUAUCAUUCCUGUCAGCUGAUUGCUAGUUAGGAGCCGGCACUGUGGGAGGCAAUUCUUUCUGAAUGGAUAAUCCGACAGCUUUAGCAGAAAUGAUUGCUACAGCUGGUUGGGUUCUUUUACACAUGUGUUCGAAGAACAACUUGCAUCGCUGACUAUUAUUGUACCCUAAUAAUCUGAAAUAAUGUUGGGUGCUCCAAUCUAGCAGAUAAUCUUCCUUUGAAUUAACCCUUUUCAAAGGCCAUUAAGCCUUAUUUUGAAUACUACUACUACUAGCAAACUCUCACUUACUUACUUACUUACUUACUUACUUACUUAUUUUGCACAAUGCCUCACAGGUUGUUCAUGAAAUUAGAAACUACCCAUAUCCUCAGCUUCAGCUACUUGCUCUUCAGGGACUGAAUCCAAACAGACACACGUCCGCUGUGAGGGAAAGUUACGAAGUAAGUGCUCGCAGCUUGAAUGAGCCUCUGGACCUUUUCCCCUGCAGGUUCUGUAUCCGUUUAUUCAUUCAGCCACUAUGGCUUUACUCUCAUGUAACAGUAAGCCAUAAACAGGGCUGGCCCUAUGAUGAAGCAGAGUGAGGCAGCUGCCUCAGGUGACAGUUGGUGGGGUGUGGAGAAUGACCAGAGCUGUGAGUCCCCCGUGGCUGCCCUCUACCCUCUAGAUUAGCCCGAUGCCCUCAAGUAAAGCAGAAGAUGUGUCCUUUCACCAGUAUUGGAGUAAAAUUCAACUCCCUGUCCAAUUAGCUUCUGUAUGUGCUUUUGGGGUUGGGCGCCAUCUUGUCCUUUGCCUCAGGCAGCAAAAUGUUUUUAGCAGGCUCUGCCAAUAAAUGACGGCUUAUUGCAAACAAGUUGUGUGCUGAUGUGCACUGCUGAAUCACAUCCAUCCCCCUCUUUUCUGUGUCAUGCUGGGAAGACACAAGUCAGAGUUAGGUGCAAAUCAGCACUUGUGAUUUGCUUGCUCAAAACAAGCCACAGGCAGAAGCUCAGGUUCGUUCUUGGCUUAUCUCUCCUGGUUUGGUUUUUUGGGGGGGUCGAAUGCCAAAGUGGGCAUGAUCGAAGUAUAGAAGUGGGCAUAGGGGGAACUGCCACUCUUAAUAGCUGCCUUCCCAAAGGCUUUGCAGCCAGCUAUUUGACACUAUUUUGAAAAGUAUUAGUAAUUGGUUCUUAAGUUUGGUUUUUGAAAAGCUUUAAAAAUUAAAUGGGCAAUUUGAGGGGGAGUUUGGAGAGCCCCUUCCUCACAGUAUCACAGGGUCAGUCAAGAAUAAUAAUAAUAUAAUAUUAAUAAUAAUUUAUUAUUUAUACCCCACCCAUCUGACUGGAUUUCCCCAGCCAUUCUGGGCGGAUUCCAACAGAAUAUUAAAAUACAAUAGUCUAUUAAACAUUAAAAGCUUCCCUAAACAGGGCUGCCUUCGGAUGUAUAGAGGGAGGGAGGGAGGGAGGGAGGGAGGGAGGGACAGGGCAGAGAGAAAGAUUUGGAGGGGCUUUGGGGCAAUAAAACCUUUUUGGCGUUACAGUAUCACAGCAAGGGAUCUAGAAGAGCAGUCAGUAUUACACACACACACACACACACACACACCUGAUGCAAAAAAUACUGAGUGAGAUAAGACCAAUUGUUUGACUUCAUUUAAGUCAAGAUUCCUGUAUAUUCCCCUUUUGAAAGUCAUUUUAUUUCCUGUGCCUUUAAAAAUAAACCUGAUUAAAAGAAAACCUUCUUUGGACCGGUAAGGGGCAGGGAAAGGGUGGAGAGAUGAGGACUCUUGAUCUGCCAUCUCAGAUGGCUAACAGGUGGCUAUUUGAAAGGUCUCCUGCUCAUUCCUUUCUCUUUCCUCCCUCUUUUUAGGAGCUUUUGCAACUGGAAGACAGGCUGGGCAGUGUGAACAGGGGGGCCGUCCAGAACACCAUUGAACGGUUCACUUUCCCACACAAAUACAAGAAGGUAAGAGUUGGAAGAACAUCUCAUCCUACCAGAAUUGACACUGGGCGCUGACCAUUCUUGGAGGCAAGCCUGAUGCUGGCUACAACUUUUUUUGUUGCAAAAGUGGAUGAAAUUUGCAGGCAUAACAGCCGCCUUACCAUCACUGGAUUAAGCCUGACAAAUCAUAGGCAGAUAACAACCAGUUUUUGUUUUGUUUUUUCCAUACAGGGCAUCUUCAAAAAUUGAUUAUUAUUUUUUUAAAAAGGCAAUCAACAAGUCUUUAACUUUUCAUUUUAAGAAUGAAUGAACAGGUGUGGAUGCAACACAAUCUUUGCCCUCUAUGAAUUUGCCUAAAAUCAGUGGCUACCACAUCUUGUGGUAAUAAAUUCCAUACAUUAAUUGUAAGCGUGUAAAAACAAGUCCUGCCAAACGGUUUCACGCUGGAUGACUCUGAAUUCUAAUAUUCUGAAGGAAAGAGACUAAAAUGUAUUUUUCUGCCUACUUUAUCUGCAUCAUCUAUUUGUUCUGAGGGCUCAUAUGUACAAAUCUGGGCUGCUUGGAAAGGAAUAGUAAUAGUAGUAGUAGUAAUGGCAAUAAUUUAUUUUAAGUAUUCACAUAAACUGCUGCACUGACCGGUAUUUUGUUAUGAGCAAUGGGUCUUAAUGGAGGGCAUUGGUUAAGCCAGGCAUCCCCAACCUUUGGCCCUCCAGAUGUUUUGGACUAAAAUUCCCACCAUCCCUGACCACUGGUCCUGUUAGCUAGGGAUCAUGGGAGUUGUAGGCCAAAACAUCUGGAGGGCCAAAGGUUGGGGAGGCCUGGGUUAUGCUCUUUGCCAUCUAAAUCCCCACCCGCUCCUGAAGGCCUUGGGGCGGCCAUCUUGUGUAAUGCUGUGAUCUUUCCUUGACCUUCUUGACAGAGGAGACCGCAGGAAAUCAAAGCAGUAAAGGAAGAUGGGGAGGAGUCGGACACCGAUGAGAAAUGCACAAUCUGUCUCUCGAUGCUCGAAGACGGAGAGGAUGUGAGGUAUAACUAUUCUCCGAAGGGAUUCCGAGUGAAAUCUUUCUUAUGUUCGUUCUCUAUCCACCUCACCCCACCUCAAAGUUUCAUCACUUUCAUUCUUUGCUUGCUGGUCUGUGAUUCUAUCGCAAACUCCCCCUCCACCACACAGAUAUAUAUUGCCUCUGAGCAAAUCAGUCCUCAUGAACUAAACAGUUAGAGGUUUGUAACUAGGGCUACUGAAGGGGUUGUCUAAGUCCUUAUAGCACCCCAGGGCUUCUCUCUCAUCUGAAGGCAGCCCUGUUUAGGGAAGCUUUUAAUGUUUAAUAGGUUAUUGUAUUUUAGUGUUCUGUUGGAAGCCGCCCAGAGUGGCUGGGAAACCCAGCCAGAUGGGCGGGGUAUAAAUAAUAAUAAUAAUAAUAAUAAUAAUAAUAAUAAUAAAUACCUCUAAGAACCACCUGCCACCAAUUCUGUAUCCAUUUUGAGCAGGGCGGGUUCCAGGUUUAAAGGAAUGGGAUUUGUCUUGCAUCAGUGGGCAUCUGGCUACCUUACCUGGUGACAGGAACAAGUGGUGGAGAGCCGCCAUUUUCAUUUUCCACAAUUCCCCUGGACACAACACCACUCCUAUGCAUUGUGGGGAAAUCAGACAGUAGUCCUUGACUAGAGCACCAGUUUCAAGGAGGGUGGCGCGGGUGGCGCUGUGGUCUAAACCACUGAGCCUCUUGGGCUUGCCGAUCACAAGAUCGAAUCCCCGUGGUUCGAAUCCCCGUGACGGGAUGAGCUCCCGUUGCUCUGUCCCAGCUCCUGCCAACCUAGCAGUUCAAAAGCACGCCAGUGUGAGUAGAUAAAUAAGUACCGCUGUGGUGAGAAGCUAAACGGCGUUUCCAUGCGCUACUCUGGUUUCCAUCACGGUGUUCCAUUGUACCAGAAGCGGUUUACUCCUGCUGGCCACAUGACCCGGAAAGCUGUCUGUGGACAAAUGCCGGCUCUUUCGGCCUGAAAGAGAGAUGAGCACCACAACCCCAUAGUCACCUUUGACUGGACUUAAGCAUCCAGGGGUCCUUUAAAGGUAAAGGGACCCCUGACCAUUAGGUCCAGCCGUGGCCGACUCUGGGGUUGCGGCGCUCAUGUCGCUUUAUUGGCCGAGGGAGCUGGCGUACAGCUUCCAGGUCAUGUGGCCAGCAUGACUAAGCCUCUUCUGGUGAAGCAGAGCAGCACACGGAAAUGCCGUUUACUUUUCCGCUGGAGCGGUACCUAUUUAUCUACUUGCACUUUGUGCUUUCGAACUGCUGGGUUGGCAGGAGUAGGGACCGAGCAACGGGAGCUCACCCCAUCGCGGGGAUUCGAACCGCCGACCUUCUGAUCGGCAAGCCCUAGGCUCAGUGGUUUAACCCACAGCGCCACCCGCGUCCUUUAAGGAGGAGCUUAGGGCAGGCAUCAGCAAUGGGCCUCAGCCAUUGUGCUGAGGCCCCAGCCGUUGCACAAAGGUCCUGCAUGUUGGUGCCAGGCUCAGUCUUGACCUCUUGCCCAGAUAACAAACCUUCUGUUUUCCAGGCGUUUACCUUGUAUGCAUCUGUUUCACCAAGUGUGUGUGGACCAGUGGCUCGCGACCAGCAAGAAAUGCCCUAUCUGCCGAGUGGACAUUGAAACACAGCUCGGGUCCGACAGCUGAGAGGAGAACCAGCUCUGGGGAUGUGUCCUCUUUUCCUUUCCUUUUCUUGGUCCUUCCUGGGGCGUCGCAGCCCCUUUGCAGCAAAAGUUUUGCCUUUCUGAGCCAUUUGAUUUUGUGUGUGUGUAUGAAGAAAGCCUGCAAGCACAUUCGCAGAUUAUUUAAACAAAAAAUUAAAUUAAAUUAAUUUUUAAAAAGAAGAAGAAGAAGAGGAAGACGAAAAUGAGGAAGACAGAAAAGAUGAUGAUGAUGAUGAUGAAGAAGAAGAAGAGUUGGUGGUUUAUAAUAUCUCGAGGUAGGAGGAGAUCCGUGCCACCUUGUUGACUGCGAAGCAUGGGUAUACGCAGCUAGAAAGCCGGCGGGAAGAGUUAGUUGUGGGAAGGACGGUACAUAAUGUUCCUAGUUAUGGCCUCUCAAUCCUGCUUCUCAAAAGGAUUGUAUAUAAUAUACCUCUUGAAUAAGUAGAAACACAUUAGGGGUUCUUUAGCUAUUUCUAUGGAUGGCUUCCAGAGCAUGUACGCUUAAAGAAAUGUCGUCUUUUGAUGCCCUGUCAUCUUGUGGUGGGUCUGUUGCUAUUAACCUAAUCUGCACCAAACAUCGCAUUGGGGGCUUUUGUUAUCUUUUCGUUUUUCCAUAAGGUUCCUUACUUUGGUGCCUGGCUGAAACAUAAUUGGGGGUAGGGGAGGGAAUGGGGGACACAAAGACACAAGAGUAAAGUUCUUUUCUUGCUUGGGUGAAAACAGGAAGGAAAAAGAAUCUUGUUUACGCUGGAAAAAACAAAAGAAAUAUAUAUCUAUUUCUUUUCCCUUAGGAGCAUUUGACUCGGGAAAAGAUUGCAGUGAGGUAGGAAAUUAAAGAAAAUGAGGGAAAGUGGAAAUUGGAAGGAAAUUUGGGGGUUGGGAGAAAAGAGCGGGAAACUGUCUUUCCUGCUUAUCUGCUGGUGCUGGACAUGAUACUUAGGGCAGAAGCCCAGGAUGAAUUUCGCUUCCGUCUACUGGAUCUGAACGAUGGGUCUCCCAAGGAAGAAUUAGAACAUCUCUCCACAAGCCUCAGGCUUAGACUACUUCUCCUUCAGAAAAAUACAUAUUAUUAAUUUGACACUCUCCCUUUUGGAGCAAUGGAACCAUUUUCUGCCUCUUUUAAAAACAACAUGGCAGCCAUUUGAUUGUCAGUAGGCAAUUUGCUUUUGGGGAGCAGUGACAAGGUGACUUUUAACCCUGGAGGGCUCCUUGGGCUCUAUAUCUUGUGACUGGUAGGAGGAAGCGAUCUUCAUCUGGUCUUGUGCAUGAGUUGGUUUAAGCUAGUAGAAUACACUGUCUUUGGUAACUGGUCGGGGUGAGUCUAAAAGGCCACAGGAAAUAGAUUCUGCCAUCUCUUGGCAGCACAAUAAGCACAAGCCCUGCUCUCCAAAGCAUGGAGAACGGGGCCUAAAGACCACAUCUUGCCUGUUCUACCUUAAAUUCUUGCACAAAAGCUACAUGGGAAGUUUCUCAUCAAAUCCCAUAGAACUCUUCCAGAAAUAUUCCCCCACCUCGCUCUCUCAGGAUCCCAGAGACAGUCAGGGGCUGACUGAGCAAAAUCUUCCACUUUUCUUCCAGAUCUUUGCGCUGUCUACCGUGUGUGUGUGUGUGUGUGUGUGUGUGUGUGUGUGUGUGUAGAGGUUUUAGCACUCAAGACAAACCCUGCAUUACUUAUUUUUCAAGUGCUACAAAUUAAGUAAAGGGGAGGGGAGAAAUUCAGUCCAAAUUUACAUGGUGAAAGCCCUUUUGAUACAUGGAAUAUUUUGAACACGGACAACAUUUCAGGUUCCUGGAAAACAUUAGAAUGAUGCUCUGGUCUUGGGAGGCAAAUGUGUGAUUGCUCAAGCAAAUACUGUAUGUUUGUGUGUGCAUAUAUAGUUAUUAUGUCCUGAAACUGGUUUUCAGGCUGUCGACUGCAUAAUACACACGUAAUUUACCUAAGUUGGGCAGUGUCCACUGAAGGAGCAUUCCACAUCCUUAGCAGAACGGGGAAUGAUGUGCGCAAUCUGCUGUUCAGGAAGAGGAAUGAGGGUCAGGACGAAUUCAGCCUUUCCCGAUCUCUUUUUCUCACCAAGCAGCUGACCAGCGGAAUGACAGCUUCCUUUACAAAACUUUCACCACACAGCAGAAGAGCCAACACUUUAUUUUAUUUUAUUUUUUUAAUAUAAUUUUUAUUAACAAACCAAUCAAAUCACAUUAAUUCCAAAUUACAAUGCCAAAUUUUUAAAUUUUUGUUGGGGGUACCCAU